Molecule: messenger RNA, 53079 nt
Organism: Coregonus sp. 'balchen'
Lineage: Eukaryota; Metazoa; Chordata; Actinopteri; Salmoniformes; Salmonidae
Source: the annotation of a GenBank genome assembly
AUCCGACUGCGUGCCUGUACACAGGAGAAUAGGAGCGGGAUUAAAAGAGUGACAACGACAUUAACCUGCAUUGGUGACGGGCGGCGCGAUGCCUAUACCACUACCACUGUCGUGGGGGACAACAAUAAACAGAAAACUAUGGAUGAUUUGGAUGGGCCUAGUUUUCUCAGGUCUUUAUAUUGGCUUUUCGGGAAAGGGUAUUUUCAGACAACACAUCAAAUGCAAGUAAGUAACGUUACUGUACAGUGUUAUUACAGUGCAUUGUGAAACCUACCUGCUAGUGUUAUACUACACUGGUUGCGUAUUAUUAUGCCUAAUCUCCUAGUCCAUGGGCCAGGGGUUCGGUCCGGCUGAUUUGGGGUGGCGUGACGAUAUUUCAUAGUGAUUUUCUUGAAGCUCUAUGUCCCCAGAGUUAGAAAAUGUGUGAUAGCAGAGUAGCAAUGGCAGCUUUGUCUGUGUAAUAACACUUGCUUUCAUCCCUCCCUCCAUCCCAUACAUUUUUCCAAUAGGGAUUUUACCCUUUGACAAACAAUGUAUACAGUAUACAACAAGUUAUUUGUCACAUAUACAGUUUAAUCAUAUAUAAUUGGAAAGCUUAGAUUCACAGCUAUCCAUUAGGCAUAUUUUCGGGAAUGUUCAGGUCAACAGACUUUGACCUUUGACCUCUAGGGUACAUAUCAGAUUUACCUGUAUAAAUUGCUUUAAAAACGAAACCCUGAUACAUUAAACAUUUUGUUUGACAAGUGGUUCUGAAAGGUCAUGAAAUUACCUUUCAAAUUAUAUAUAAUAAAACCAACUUCGAAAGCACCACCUACAACUAUUGUUCAAAAAUAGCCCAUAUUGUGCAAUUAAAUGACAGUAGAAUGUUGGAAGUUUAGCCAUAGAAUUCCAUGUAGUGGGGCAGCUAUGUUUAUGGAUUGUAACUUUAGUGAUAGAAGCACAAGAUUGCACCCACACAGCUAGAAUAGGGUUUUAAAAAUAUUUGUAGAGACAGGGCCAUCACAGGAUUCAUGCAUUAAUCCCAUCACCAUACCUGUAUGAAAUAUAAUUGUAGAAUGCCCAAUAAUAUCAUAAAUGUUCACAGUGAUGUAGAAUACACAGCCAAAUGAGCCAGGUGUGCCAGAUAUAUAAAGAUGUUAAAUUAUUCAAAAAAUUGUUGUAAGAAUGUGCCCAAGAUGGUCCCCAAAUCACUGAUUUCUGAAGAUGUUUUAAUCCUUAAUUGCAAUAUUUCAUGGGAUUUCACAUGUAUAUAUCAAUUUGACAUGUUUGAAGAUGAAGUAUUGCAAUUAAGGAUUUAAAAAAAUACUCAGCCAUGAACACACAAACCCCAUAAGUGAAAACAUUUUUUUAAAUACAUUUUUGCAAAUUUAAUGAAAAUGAAAUACAGAAAUAUCUGAUUCACAUAAGUAUUCACACCCCUGAGACAAUGCAUGUUUGAAUCACCUCUGGCAGCGAUUACAGCUGUGAGUUUUCUGAGUAAAUCUCUUAAGCGUUGCACACCUGGAUUGUACAAUAUUUCCAAAUUGUUCUUAAAAAAAUUAUUCAAGCUCUUUCAAGUUGGUUGUUGAUCAUUGCUAGACAGACAUUUUCAAGUCUUGCCAUAUAUUUUCAAGCUGAUUGAAGUCACAACUGUAACUAGGCCACUCAGGAACAUUCAAUGUUGUCUUGGUAAGCAACUCCAGUGUAUAUUUGGCCUUGUGUUUUAGGUUAUUGUCCUGCUGAAAGUUGAAUUUGUCUCCCAGUGUAUGUUAGAAACCAGACUGAACCAGGUUUUCCUUUAGGAUUUUGCCUGUGGUUCGCUCUAUUCUGUUUCUUUUUAUCCUAAAAAACUCCCUAGUCCUUGCCGAUGACAAGUAUACUCAUAACAUGAUGCAGCCACCACCAUGCUUGAAAAUAUGACUAAUGGUACUCAGUGAUGUGUUGUGUUGGAUUUGCUCCAAACAUAACACUUUGUAUUCUGGACAUAAAGUACAUUUCUUUACCACAUUCUUUGCAGUUUUACUUCAGUGCCUUAUUGCAAACAGGAUGCAUGUUUUGGAAUAUUUUUUUUUCUGUACAGGCUUCCUUCUUUUCACUCUGUCAUUUAGGUUAGUAUUGUGGAGUAACUACAAUGUUGUUGAUCCAUCCUCAGUUUUCUCCUAUCACAGCCAUUAAACUCUGUAAUGGUUUUAAAGUCCCCAUUGGCCUCAUGGUGAAAUUCCUAAGCGGUUUCCUUCCUCUCCGGCAACUGAGUUAGGAAGGACGCCGUUAUCUUUGUAGUGACUGGGUGUAUUGAUACACCAUCCAAAGUGUAAUUAAUAACUUCACCAUGCUCAAAGGGAUAUUCAAUGUCUUCUUCCAAUAGGUGCCCUUCUUUGCGAGGCAUUGGAAAACCUCCCUGGUCUUUGUGGUUGAGUCUGUGUUUGAAAUUCACUGCUCGACUGAGUGACCUUACAGAUAAUUGUAUGUGUGGGGUACAGAGAAAAGGUAGUCAUUCAAAAACUCAUGUUAAACACUAUUAUUGCACACAGAGUGAGUCAAUGCAACUUAUUAUGUGACUUGUUAAGCACAUUUUUACUCCUGAACGUAUUUAGGCUUGCCAUAACAAAGGGGUUGAAUACUUACAGUGCCUUUCAAAAGUAUUCAUCCCCCUUGGUGCUUUUCCUAUUUUGUUGCAUUACAACCUGUCAUUUAAAUUGAUUUUUAUUUGGAUUUCAUGUAAUGGACAUACACAAAAUAGUCCAAAUUGGUGAAGUGAAAUGAAAAAAAUAACUUGUUUCAUAAAAUUCUAAAAAAUAAAUAACGGAAAAGUGGUGCGUGCAUAUGUAUUCACCCCCUUUGCUAUGAAGCCCCUAAAUAAGAUCUGGUGCAACCAAUUACCUUCAGAAGUCACAUAAUUAGUUAAAUAAAGUCCACCUGUGUGCAAUCUAAGUGUCACAUGAUCUGUCACAUGAUCUCAGUAUAUAUACACCUGUUCUGAAAGGCCCCAGAGUCUGCAACACCACUAAGCAAGGGGUACCACCAAGCAAGCGGCACCAUGAAGACCAAGGAGCUCUCCAAACAGGUCAGGGACAAAGUUGUGGAGAAGUACAAAUAAGGGUUGGGUUAUAAAAAAGAUCUAAAACUUUGAACAUCCCAUGGAGCACCAUUAAAUCCAUUAUUAAAAAAUUGAAAGAAUAUGGCACCACAACAAACCUGCCAAGAGAGGGCCGCCCACCAAAACUCAUGGACAAGGCAAGGAGGGCAUUAAUCAGAGAGGCAACAAAGAGAUCAAAGAUAACCCUGAAGGAGCUGCAAAGCUCCACAGCGGAGAUUGGAGUAUCUUUCCAUAGGACCACUUUAAGCCAUACACAGAGCUGGGCUUUACGGAAGAGUGGCCAGAAAAAAAGCCAUUGCUUAAAGAAAGAAAGAAGCAAACACGUUUGGUGUUCGCCAAAAGCCAUGUGGGAGACUCCCCAAACAUAUGGAAGAAGGUACUCUGGUUAGAUGAGACUAAAAUUGAGCUUUUUGGCCAUCAAGGAAAAUGCUAUGUCUGGCGCAAACCCAACACCUUUCAUCACCCCGAGAACACCAUCCCCACAGUGAAGCAUGGUGGUGGCAGCAUCAUGCUGUGGGGAUGUUUUUCAUUGGCAGGGACUGGGAAACUGGUCAGAAUUGAAGGAAUGAUGGAUGGCGCUAAAUACAGGGAAAUUCAGUCUUCCAGAGAUUUGAGACUGGGAUGGAGGUUCACCUUCCAGCAGGACAAUGACCCUAAGCAUACUGCUAAAGCAACACUUGAGUGGUUUAAGGGGAAACAUUUAUAUGUCUUGGAAUGGCCUAGUCAAAUUCAGACCUCAAUCCAAUUGAGAAUCUGUGGUAUGACUUAAAGAUUGCUGUACACCAGCGGAACCCUUCCAACUUGAAGGAACUGGAGCAGUUUUGCCUUGAAGAAUGGGCAAAUAUCAGAGUGGCUAGAUGUGCCAAGCUUAGAGAGACACACCCCAAGAGACUUGCAGCUGUAAUUGCUGCAAAAGGUGGCUCUACAAAGUGUUGACUUUGGGGCGGUGAAUAGUUAUGCACGCUCAAGUUUUCAGUUUUUUUGUCUUAUUUCUUGUUUGUUUCACAAUAAAAAAUAUUUUGCAUCUUCAAAGUGGUAGGCAUGUUGUGUAAAUCAAAUGAUACAAACCCCCCCAAAAAUCAAUUUUAAUUCCAGGUUGUAAGGCAACAAAAUAGGAAAAAUUCCAAGGGGGGUGAAUACUUUCGCAAGCCACUGUAUUGACUCAAGACAUUUCAGCUUUUCAUUUUUUAUUAAUUUGUAAACAUUUCUAAAAACAUAAUUCCACUUUGUCAUUAUUGGGUAUUGUGUGUAGGCCAGUGACAAAACAUCUACAUUUAAUCCAUUUUAAAUUCAGGCUGUAACACAACAAAAUGUGGAAAAAGUCAAGGGGUGUGAAUACCUUCUGAAGGUAUUGUAUCACAUUAUUCCUGCCCCACUGUAGAAAGACAUGCAUGGGAUUCCUGACUAAAUUAAUGGCAUGUUUAGACCAGUUUGAACUCUCUGAGCUGCAUUUCUUGCCAGGUAAACAUCAUAAUAAAAGUAUCACGAUGUGACCAAGACCUCUAUUGGACAAAACAAUGUGCAGUUAUACUUUUUUCAACCUAUUAUCCUCACAUUGUGGACUAUUAUGUGCCAUGCAUGCACUCUUUUAUCAAAACCAUUCCAUAAAAUUGUUUUGCAAUUAUGCUCUUCUCCCCUCUCCCCCAGAUUGAACACAGCAAGAUCUAUGGCCCUCUGUGGAAGUCAAAGUACGGGCCCUUGGUGAUAGUGAACGUGGCCAGUGCUGAACUGAUUGAGCAGGUUUUGAGACAGGAGGGCCGCCACCCCACCCGUACGGACAUGCCCCACUGGAGGAGUUACCGCGAGCUGAGGAACCACGCCUAUGGGCCCCUCACAGAGUGAGUAGACAGUGGAAACCCAGUCCCAGGCCCUGUCAUUGUAGUCUGAUCCCAGAUCUGUUUGUGCUGCCGUGCCAACUCCUAUGGUCAUGACAAGGGCCAUACACUCUUAGAAAAAAAGGUGCUAUCUAGAACCUAAAGGUUAUUUGGCUGUCCCCCAGGAGAAUCCUUUGAAGAACCUUUUUUGGUUCCAGGUAGAAUGCUUUUGGUUUCAGGUAGAAACCUUUUGGGUUCCAUGUAGAACACUUUCCACAGAGGUUCUACCUGGAACCAAAAAAGGGUCCUACCUGGAACCAAAAAGGGUUCUCCUAUGGGGACAGCAGAAGAACCCUUUUGGAACUCUUUUUUUUUAAGAGUGUAGGAGUUGGCUAUACAGUACAAUCUAGGAUCAGGCUACUGUCAUUGCACAGCCAGGAUAUUUAUUAUUUAUUAUUUUAGUAUUUUAUUAGAAUCCCAUAAAGCUUCAGCAACUCUUCCUGGGGUCCAAACAAAACAUAAAACAUGACAUAAUACAUAAGAUCAAUAGACACAAGUACAUCACAAGGACAGAACUACAUUCAUUUAAAAUAAGUAUACAUGCUUUCAUACAUUUAUGCCUUCAUAUUCAUGUGAUUCAUAGACACUACUGAAUGCAAGUGCAACACACAAAAAUGAAAAUGGAAAUGCAAUAACAAGGAGAUUCGUUGCAAAUAGGCUGACACUUUUUCCUCAUCAACACACAAUACCCCAUAAUGACAAAGUGAAAACAGUUUUUUUUUUUAAAUUUACUUAAGUAUUCAGACCCUUUGCUAUGAGACUCGAAAUUGAGCUCAGGUGCAUUGUGUUUCCUUUGAUUAUCCUUGAGAUGUUUCUACAACUUGAUUGGAGUCCACCUGUGGUAAAUUCAUUUGAUUGGACAUGAUUUGGAAAGGCACACACCUGUCUAAAUAAGGUCCCACAGUUGACAGUGCAUGUCAGAGCAAAAACCAAGCCAUGAGGUCGAAGGAAUUGUCCGUAGAGCUCUGAGAUGUAUUGUGUUGAGGCACAGAUCUGGGGAAGGGUACCAAAAAAUGUCUGCAGUGUUGAAGGUCCUCAUGAACACAGUGGCCUCCAUAAUUCUUAAAUGGAAGAAGUUUGGAACCACCAAGACUCUUCCUACAGCUGGACACCCGGCCAAACUGCACAAUCGUUGGAGAAGGGCCUUGGUCAGGGAGGUAACCAAGAACCCGAUGGUCACUCUGACAGAGCUCCAGAGAUCCUCUGUGGAGAUGGGAGAACCUUCCAGAGGAACAACCAUCUCUGCAACACUCCACCAAUCAGGCCUUUAUGGUAGAGUGGGCAGACGGAAGCAACUCCUCAGUAAAAGGCACAUGACAGCCCGCUUGGAGUUUGCCAAAAGGCACCUAAAGACUCUCAGACCAUGAGAAACAAGAUUCUCUGAUCUGAUGAAACCAAUAAUUAACUCUUUGGCCUGAAUGCCAAAUGUCACGUCUGGCGGAAACCUGGCACCAUCCCUACGGUGAAGCAUGGUGGUGGCAGCAUCAUGGGAUGUUUUUCAGUGGCAGGGACUGGGAGACUAGUCAGGAUUGAGGGGAAGAUGAACGGAGCAAAGUACAGAGAGAUCCUUGAUGAAAACCUGCUCCAGGUACACAGGACCUCAGACUGGGCGAAGGUUCACCUUCCAACAGGACAAUGACCCUAAGCACACAGUCAAGACAACGCAGGAGUGGCUUCGGGACAAGUCUCUGAAUGUCCUUGAGUGGCCCAGCCAGAGCCCAGACUUGAACCCGAUCGAACAUCUCUGGAGAGACCUGAAAAUAUCUGUGCAGUGAUGCUCCCCACCUAACCUGACAGAGCUUGAGAGGAUCUGCAGAGAACAAUGGGAGAAACUCCCCAAAUACAGGUGUGGCAAGCUUGUAGCGUCAUACCCAAUAAGACUCAAAGCUGUAAUUACUGCCAAAGUUGCUUCAACAAGGUACUUAGUAAAGGGUCUGAAUACUGAUGUAAAUGUGAUGUUUCAGUUUUUUAUUUUCAAUACAUUUGCAAACAUUUCUAAAAACCUGUUUUCGCUUUGUCAUUAUGGGGUAUUGUGUGUAGAUUGAUGAGGGGAAAAAACAUUUUAACACAUGGAGGCCACUGUGUUCAUCGGGACCUUCAAUGCUGCAGAAAUUAUUUGGUACAAUUCCCCAGAUCUGUGCCUCGACACAAUCAUGUCUCGGAGCUCUACGGACAAUUCCUUCGACCUCAUGGCUUGGUUUUUGCUCUGACAUGCACUGUCAACUGUGGGACCUUAUAUAGACAGGUGUGUGCCUUUCCAAAUCAUGUCCAAUCAAAUGAAUUUACCACAGGUGGACUCCAAUCAAGUUGUAGAAACAUCUCAAGGAUAAUCAAAGGAAACAGGAUGCACCUGAGCUCAAUUUCGAGUCUCAUAGCAAAGGGUCUGAAUACUUAUGUAAAUAUAGCAUACAGAGCACAACUGAAGUCCUUACUCUACUGAGGCUUUGCUUACAAUUGCGUUCUCUAAGCAGGCCCUGAUAUCCUAAUGCCAAGGGCACACCUUAUCUUGAACUUUAAAACACCAGGUGUGCUCAGGAGGGAGAUGCUACAAGCUAUUUAGGUCAGAGGCGUUGUGCUGUUUUACUUGUAUGUAGUUAUGUAGUUAUUCCUGUGUUGCUUGUUCCAACAGCACACUGAAAUAUCAGUGUAGUAAUAGGCACAUGCCCAAGACAUUUCACAAGAAUUUGACAAGCACAAACACUUGAACCAUGGGCUGCAUACAGACCAAGAGCCUAGAUGAGCCAGACUGUACAUGAAACAAAAAACCUAGGACAUAAAACCUCAGCAUGAUCCAUCAUGUCAUGCGUUAACCAGUGUUGUACUAGCAAAGGAUUGUGGUGCAAAGGAUUGUGGUGCAGCUGGGAGCUAGGUUAAAGAGAUUAUCCACUACUUUUGAAUACUUUUAGCCAGUAGUUCUGAAAGUAGCGCUCACAAGCCAAAAGUGGUCCCCGAAGAAUUGUGUACUACAUCACAUAUGUGCAGAUAUGUGCACCAUGUCAUUGCGCUCUCUCCCGCUUUGCUGUGUGUGCAUCUUGCUAGUUGCCACUCAAAUGGCGAGGGGCUGAAGCUCAUUGGCUAGAACUCGAAUCGCUAGGGGGCUGGCCCACGUGGGACCAAAUUUAAGGAAAAUGGCGCAGCACUGCUUCCAGAAAAACAGUUGCUUUCAAACUAGGGGUUUUGUGGAUAAUUGAGGUAAAAUAGUAAUUCUGCUCAUAGAUUAUGCAUGUACGAACUGCACAUUGACACAUCCAGCCCAAAUCGAUUGUGUCACUUUUUGCACACAAUAAUAUGGCAGUGGCACAUGACACUACGUCACAAAAAGUUGGCAAAAUGUGUGGGUUUUCAGUGAAUUUAUCUAAAUCACAAAGCUCAUCUGCAUUUCCUGUGGUGGGGGGAAAUUAUCAGCAACAAAAGAGUGAUCAAAUUAAGAUCCUACAUCUGUACAUAACAAGUUGGCUAAAGUAGAAAUUUUAGAUUAAAUGGAAAUGGAGCUCAGUUAGAAUGGAAAACAGCAUACAUGAGAGGGUCUGUCUGCCUAUGGGUGUUUUGCAUGUUCUCUCUGAAACAGUUCUUCUUUGUUUCAAAGUAUUAUACAGUACCUCUCUUCUCCAUAUUAAAGCAUGAUUCUGUGUGUGUCUAUACUACAGGAUGGGUGCUCAGUGGCAGCGAAUCAGGAGUAUCCUGAACCCGCGGAUGCUGAAGCCCAAACAUGUCUCAGCCUACACCAAUGCCAUCAAUGACGUGGUCACAGACUUCAUAGACAAGGUGGCCUGGCUGAGGGAGACCAAGGGAGAUGGGGUCAUGGUGAACGAUCUGGCUGGAGAACUCUACAAGUUCGCCUUUGAAGGUAAACAGAGGACAUGACUGUCUGUAAUACUUUUCUAGUCCCCCUCAGAUUCAAAUCUGAACCUCUAAGCCAGUUCCACAGCUUUGAAAAAAAUUAUUCCGUUCUAAUCAGGGACCUGGGACACCAAGUGGGUGCAAUUAAUUACCCGGUAGAACAGAAAAACAGAACUAGUCCAGACCUCGUAGGGUAAGAUUUGAAUACACCUGGUCUAGUCAUUAGAAAGGAAAAUCUUAGAACAAUCGAGGAACUGAUAUCUGCUUCAUAAAUUAUAAAAAGCUGUCCUCCUUUUCAUGAUCUUAUAGUUAUGUAAGGACGCUACGUCCUGGUACAGAUGCAAGUGUUUCUGUGUCUUUGGUAUCUCUUUUCUGUGAAUUGGGAGAAGCGUGUGAAUGUGAAAGGACAAGGUGCAUUGUGAGGGUUGUGACGGCUAUAUCUGUUAGAGAGCGAUGACCUUGAAGUAAUUGCACAGUGAUCUUUAGCCUUGGAAGUUGAGUAGAUACUGAGUAGAUGAUCGUUUGACUACCUUGAUAGGUAGGCAAUUCUUAUUAUAAUUUUGAAGGACAGCCUAUUCAUUUGGUCAAGGGCAGCAGUGACGGAAAAUGUGUAACUGAAUGUUCUAGAUCACGUGUCAAACUCAUUCCACGGAGGGUAUUUCUUCUCCUCCCUUGUACUUGAUUGAUGAAUUAAGGUAAUUAUGAAAUAAUUCAUGAAAUAAUUAGUAAAGAACUCCCCUCACCUGGUUGUCUAGGUCUUAAUUGAUUCUAGGCCCUCCAAGGAAUGAGUUUGACACCCCUGUUCUUGAUACAUCCUAUGGUCUUUGCUCGCAUAUAACGAUUGUAUGAUGUGACAUCAUCACCGUCAUACACACUGUAAGCUGCCAUCCUGAUGCUGUAGUGUACCCUUUAACCUCACAUAAUGCCAUCAUACUCAUGAAAUGGUCAUAAAGAAACAAACAAGUAAUUCAUAGGUUAUAACUGUGUAAUUACCAUUUUACCAUGCACUUUCUAAGUAAAUACCUGCUACUUUCUCUACUGGCAUUGAAUGUGAUGCCUUUGGAUAUCAAUAAAGUAUAAAUCUAUCUAAUCUAUAUACAAUGAAAUAAACUGAUACCAUUGUUUCUCUCUGUCCUCAGGGAUCUGUUCUGUGCUGUUUGAGACCCGUAUGGGCUGUCUGAAUGAGGAGGUUCCUGAAGAGACCCAGAAGUUCAUUGUCUCAGUAGGAGAGAUGUUUCGCCUCUCCCCCAUCAUCAUUCUCUUCCCCAAGUCCACCUGGCCCUACCUCCCCUUCUGGAAACAUUUUGUGGCUGUCUGGGAUCACCUCUUCAAAGUUGGUGAGUGAUCCAGCCUUGAAAUCCAGAAUGAAUCAUGCUCUGUUUCACAAUAACAAUUAUGAGAAGAGAUGAUAUUAUACUUUAUUGUCUGCUUUCUUGCGCAGAAAUUAUAUCACGUAUAAAAAAUAGUUUAAAAAGGUACACAGUAAAACUUCACGUGACAUAACACAUCAUCACAUAGCCAUGAACGUAAGUAACCUCUACUGCAAGAAAGCAAGUGAGGGGCGGGAUGUAAGGUAUAUUUGGAGGGCACUCAUUUACUCGUUUCGCAUGUGAAACAUGCAAAUGGUACAAUGUGUUAAUGUUGUUGAUGUUAUGUUAUCAUCAACAACAACAACAUACACAUUGCACGUUUCCGAUGUUGGCACUACAGUGACCAUACGUACAUACAUGACUGUAAGUCGCUUUGGACAAAAGCGUCUGCUAAAUGGCAUAUUAUAUUAUUAUUAUUAUUAUACCCCAACCAGAAGCCAUGGAUUACUGUAAGGGUUGGUGUGAGGUGUGACCCAGGUGCGGUGCAGGAUAGAUAGUAAGCAGAGAUGGUGAAACAAGGAUCUUUACUGGUGGUCCCAAAGCCAGGAUACAAAGCAACAGACUUAACACGAUGAAAGAAAGGUGGAGCAAAUAAGUCUCCAAAAACAGGCUGACAGCCAAAAUACGAAUUAGUAACUAUGACUGAAAUAAUAAAGAAACAGGGAGAACACUUCUCGAGUACCUGUACAUACUUCUCCGAUCAGACACUGAUUAGUACUGCUGAGCAUAGAGAAGCUAGCAGAGAAAACUGAGCAAGGGAACACAGAGAAGUGAGGGCAUAAAUACACAGGUGAACAGGUAGACACAGGUGACACCAAUAGGAUUAUGAUUAGUCCAGACUGUGAGAAGGAGGUGCCUAAGGUAGUUGGAGGAUGACACCUAGUGGGUCGCUCCGGAACUGCGACCCCCUCCUGUAUCAGAUUACAGGCAACAUCCGUACUAAGCUAAAGACUAGAGCUGUCAAUUUCAAGGAGCGGGACACUAAUCCGGAUGCUUAUAAGAAAUCCCGCUACGACCUCCGACGAGCCAUCAACAAGGAAAAGCAUCAAUACAGGACUAAGAUCGAAUCCUACUACGCCUGUGGCAGGGCUUGCAAACUAUCACGGAUUACAAAGGGAAUCCCAGCUGCGAGCUGCCCCGCCACGCGAGCCUACCAGACAUGCUAAAUACCUUCUAUGUUCGCUUCAAGGCAAGCAACACUGAACCAUGCAUGAGAGCACAAGCUGUUCCGGACGACUGUGAUCUCGCUCCCUGUAGCCGAUGUGAGUAAGACCUUUAAACAGGCCGCUCAGGGGUGUGUGCUUAUUCCCCUCCUGGACUCCCUGUUCACCCAUGACUGUGUGGCCGCGCACAACUCCCAACACCAUUAUCAAGUUUGCUGACGACACAAUGGUGGUAGGACUGAUCACUGACAACGAUGAGGCAGCCUAUAGGGAGGAGGUCAGAGACCUGGCAGUGUGGUGCCAAGACAACAAACUGUUCCUCAACGUCAGCAAGACCAAGGAGCUGAUCGUGGACUACAGGCAAUGGAGGGGCGAGCAUGCCCCCAUCCACGUCGAUGGGGCUGUAGUGGAGCGGGUUGAGAGCUUCAAGUUCCUCAGUGUCCACAUCACUAAGGAAUUAACAUGGUCCACACACCAACACAGUUGUGAAGAGGGCAGGACAGCGCCUCUUCCCCCUCAGGAGGCUGAACAUUUUUUACAUGGGCCCUCAGAUCCUCAGAAGAUUCUACAGCUGCACCAUUGAGAGCAUCUUGACUGGCUGCCUCAGCGCUUGGUAGGACAACUGCAAGGCACCCGACCAUAAGGCGCUACAUAGGGUGGUGAGUACGGCCCAGUACAUCACGGGUGCCAUCCAGGACCUCUAUACCAGGCGGUGUCAGAGGGAGGCCCAAACAAUUGUCAAAGACUCCAGCCAACCAAGCCAUAGACUGUUCUCUCUGCUACCACACAGCAAGCGAUAGCAGUGCACUGACUCUGGAACCAACAGGACCCUGAACAGCAUUAUACCGCAAAGCCAUAAGACUGCUAAACAAGACUGCUAAAUAGCUUAUCAAAUGGCUACCCGCUGCUGCUACUGUCUAUUACAGUGGGGGGAAAAAGUAUUUAGUCAGCCACCAAUUGUGCAAGUUCUCCCACUUAAAAAGAUGAGAGACGCCUGUAAUUUUCAUCAUAGGUACACGUCAACUAUGACAGACAAAAUGAGAAGAAAAAAACCCAGAAAAUCACAUUGUAGGAUUUUUUAUGAAUUUAUUUGCAAAUUAUGGUGGAAAAUAAGUACUUGGUCAAUAACAAAAGUUUCUCAAUACUUUGUUAUAUACCCUUUGUUGGCAAUGACACAGGCCAAACGUUUUCUGUAAGUCUUCACAAGGUUUUCACACACUGUUGCUGGUAUUUUGGCCCAUUCCUCCAUGCAGAUCUCCUCUAGAGCAGUGAUGAUUUGGGGCUGUCACUGGGCAACACGGACUUUCAACUCCCUCCAAAGAUUUUCUAUGGGGUUGAGAUCUGGAGACUGGCUAGGCCACUCCAGGACUUUGAAAUGCUUCUUACGAAGCCACUCCUUCGUUGCCCGGGCGGUGUGUUUGGGAUCAUUGUCAUGCUGAAAGACCCAGCCACGUUUCAUCUUCAAUGCCCUUGCUGAUGGAAGGAGGUUUUCACUCAAAAUCUCACGAUACCUGGCCCCAUUCAUUCUUUCCUUUACACGGAUCAGUCGUCCUGGUCCCUUUGCAGAAAAACAGCCCCAAAGCAUGAUUUUUCCACCCCCAUGCUUCACAGUAGGUAUGGUGUUCUUUGGAUGCAACUCAGCAUUCUUUGUCCUCCAAACACAACGAGUUGAGUUUUUACCAAAAAGUUAUAUUUUGGUUUCAUCUGACCAUAUGACAUUCUCCCAAUCCUCUUCUGGAUCAUCCAAAUGCACUCUAGCAAACUUCAGACAGGCCUGGACAUGUACUGGCUUAAGCAUGGGGACACGUCUGGCACUGCAGGAUUUGAGUCCCUGGCGGCGUAGUGUGUUACUGAUGGUAGGCUUUGUUACUUUGGUCCCAGCUCUCUGCAGGUCAUUCACUAGGUCCCCCCAUGUGGUUCUGGGAUUUUUGCUCACCGUUCUUGUGAUCAUUUUGACCCCACGGGGUGAGAUCUUGUGUGGAGCCCCAGAUCGAGGGAGAUUAUCAGUGGUCUUGUAUGUUUUCCAUUUCCUAAUAAUUGCUCCCACAGUUGAUUUCUUCAAACCAAGCUGCUUACCUAUUGCAGAUUCAGUCUUCCCAGCCUGGUGCAGGUCUACAAUUUUGUUUCUGGUGUCCUUUGACAGCUCUUUGGUCUUGGCCAUAGUGGAGUUUGGAGUGUGACUGUUUGAAGUUGUGGACAGGUGUCUUUUAUACUGAUAACAAGUUCAAACAGGUUCCAUUAAUACAGGUAACGAGUGGAGGACAGAGGAGCCUCUUAAAGAAGAAGUUACAGGUCUGUGAGAGCCAGAAAUCUUGCUUGUUUGUAGGUGACCAAAUACUUAUUUUCCACCAUAAUUUGCAAAUAAAUUCAUAAAAAAUCCUACAAUGUGAUUUUCUGGGUUUUUUUCUUCUCAUUUUGUCUGUCAUAGUUGACGUGUACCUAUGAUGAAAAUUACAGGCGUCUCUCAUCUUUUUAAGUGGGAGAACUUGCACAAUUGGUGGCUGACUAAAUACUUUUUUUCCCCACUGUAUCUAUCCUGUUGCCUAGUCAGUUUAACCCUACCUACAGUUGAAGUCGGAAGUUUACGUACACUUUAGCCAAAUACAUUUAAACUCAGUUUUUCACAAUUUCUGACAUUUAAUCCUAGAAAAAAAUAUGUUUUAGGUCAGUUAGGAUCACCACUUUAUUUUAAGAAUAUGAAAUGUCAGAAUAAUACUAGAGAUAAUUAUUUAUUUCAGCUUUUAUUUCUUUCAUCACAUUCCCAGUGGGUCAGAAGUUUACAUACACUCAAUUAGUAUUUGGUAGCAUUGCCUUUAAAUUGUUUAACUUGGGUCAAACAUUUCGGGUAGCCUUCCACAAGCUUCCCACAAUAAGUUGGGUGAAUUUUGGCCCAUUCCUCCUGACAGAGCUGAUGUAACUGAGUCAGGUUUGUAGGCCUCCUUGCUCGCACACGCUUUUUAAGUUCUGCUCACACAUUUUCUAUAGGAUUGAGGUCAGGGCUUUGUGAUGGCCACUCCAAUACCUUGACUUUGUUGUCCUUAAGCCAUUUUGCCACAACUUUGGAAGUAUGCUUGGGGUCAUUGUCCAUUUGGAAGACCCAUUUGCGACCAAGCUUUAACUUCCUGACUGAUGUCUUGAGAUGUUGCUUCAAUAGAAUUUUCCUUCCUCAUGAUGCCAUCUAUUUUGUGAAGUGCACCAGUCCCUCCUGCAGCAAAGCACCCCCACUGCAUGAUCCUGCCACCCCCGUGCUUCACGGUUGGGAUGGUGUUUUUCGGCUUGCAACACCCCCUUUUUCCUCCAAACAUAACGAUGGUCAUUAUGGCCAAACAGUUCUAUUUUUGUUUCAUCAGACCAGAGGACAUUUCUCAAAAAAGUACGAUCUUUGUCCACAUGUGCAGUUGCAAACCGUAGUCUGGCUUUUUUAUGGUGGUUUUGGAGCAGUGGCUUCUUCCUUGCUGAGCGGCCUUUCAGGUUAUGUCGAUAUAGGACUCGUUUUACUGUGGAUAUAGAUACUUUUGUACCUGUUUCCUCCAGCAUCUUCACAAGGGUCCUUUGCUGUUGUUCUGGGAUUGAUUUGUACUUUUCGGACCAAAGUACGUUAAUCUCUAGGAGACAGAACGCAUCUCCUCCCUGAGCGGUAUGACGGCUGCGUGGUCCCAUGGUGUUUAUACUUGCGUACUAUUGUUUGUACAGAUGAACAUGGUACCUUCAGGCAUUUGGAAAUGGCUCCCAAGGAUGAACCAGACUUGUGGAGGUCUACAAUUUUUUUUAUGAGGUCUUGGCUGAUUUCUUUUUUGAUUUUCCCAUGAUGUCAAGCAAAGAGGCACUGAGUUUGAAGGUAGGCCUUGAAAUACAUCCACAGAUACACCUCCAAUUGACUCAAAUGAUGUCAAUUAGCCUAUCAGAAGCUUCUAAAGCCAUGACAUCAUUUUCUGGAAUUUUCCAAGCUGUUUAAAGGCACAGUCAACUUAGUGUAUGUAAACAUCUGACCCACUGGAAUUGUGAUACAGUGAAUUAUAAGUGAAAUAAUCUGUCUGUAAACAAUUGUUGGAAAAAUUACUUGUGUCAUGCACAAAGUAGAUGUCCUAACCGACUUGCCAAAACUAUAGUUUGUUAACAAGAAAUUUGUGGAGUGGUUGAAAAAUGAGUUUUAAUGACUCCAACCUAAGUGUAAGUAGACUUCCGACAUAGCUACCUCAAUUACCUCGUACCCCUGCACAUCGACUCGAUACUGGUACUCCCUGUACAUAGCCAUGUUAUUUUUACUCGUUAUUCACUGUAUUUAUUCCUUGUGUCUCUAUUUAAAAAUAUGUACAUGCUUUUGUAAACAAGGUGUAGACUAACAGUGAAAUGCUCACUUUCAGUUAUUUGAAAAGGAAAUAAUCUCCCAAAUGUCACUAUUUCUAAAACAAGCCAUAGAAAGUUGGUUGCAAUUUCAAUUUAAUCCUCCAGAAACGACAGAACAAAUAAUGCAACAAAUAUUGUGGUUAAAUUCAAAUAUACUAAUUGACAAAAAACCUUUAUUUUUUGACAGAAUGUUUAAAAAAGGUAUAAUCUUCGUAAAUGAUAUCAUCGGUAGGACUGGUGGAGUUAUGUCGCACAUGCAGCUAACAAAAACAUAUGGAAAUGUCUGCUCUACCCAAAAUUACAACCAAAUAAUUGCAGCCUUACCGCAAAAGUGGAAGAGGAAAGUUGAAGGGGGAGAAAGUAAGGAACUUGUCUGUCGGCCUUGCAUUAAAGAACAUAAUUGGUUAAGGAAAACUGUGAUAAAUAAAAAAGUAUAUCAGUUUCACUUAAGGACCAAAGGAUUGACAGCCGUCCCAUAUAGAUUGCAAAAUAGUUGGGAAGAGAUCUUUGACGUACCAAUCCCAUGGCAUAGUGUUUAUGAACUGACACGCAAAACGACACCGGAUUCAAAAAUUAGAAUCUUUCAAUUUAAAUUAUUAUUAAAAAUUAAAAUUCUUGCUACCAAUAGAAUGUUAUUGAUAUGGGGGAUACAAUCUUCCCAGCUCUGCAGAUUUUGCUGUGAAGAGAUAGAAUCAUUAGAUCAUUUGUUUUGGUUCUGUCCAUUUGUAGCUUGUUUUUGGACACAGGUCCAGGAAUGGCUAAAGGAUUGCAAUAUUUACCUGGAACUAACCUUGCAGAUAGCAUUACUGGGUGAUCUGAAAAGUCAUAGUCAAUCAAUCAAUAAUAUAAUAAUACUUUUAGCAAAAAUGUUUAUUUUUAAUUCACAAUCUGUAGAAGCAAUGAGAAUAGAAAGGUUCAGAACUUUUGUAAAACAUCACAGUAUGGUUGAAAUAUAUAUGGCAAAUAGAAAUCCUAUAUGGAUGGUGUUAAGAGAUAGAUGGGAGGUAUUGAAUAGAGUUGAAGGAUGGGACUAAUAACAAAUAACAACAAAUAAUAACAAAGAUAGCUAAUAAUGUAAGCAUACUGUGUCCAUAAUAAGUAUAUAGGUUGUAUGUUGGGAGCUUUUGGGAAAGAGCACAGUUAGAAAGAUAUGGCAUUUAGAAGCAAACCGGAUGGACAUCAUGAAAAUGAUCGGAGAGGUUGAGAGUAGAAGAAGUUCAGGAGCAAAAAAAAAAAAUAUAUAUAUAUAUAUAUAUAUAUAUAUAUAUAUAUAUAUAUAUAUAUAUAUAUAUAUAUAUAUAUAUGGAUAUAGAAUUAUUGUAAAAUUAACUCUGUCCAUAAGGUGUAGAUAGUAAUUAUAGACCGGAAGUAGAGGCCUGGGCGUUGUUGUUCACUAAUUUACUCCAAGUAGGGAAAGGAUGGUGGGGUUGAAAAGUAAUAAAGGGGAAUAUAUAAAAAAUAAAAAAAACAUGGGGGAUUGGAAGUGAUGCAGACAAUUACAUUGAUAGAAGAUACAAUCUAUCUGCAAUAUUAAGCUGAUCCAUCCCCCCCCCCCCAAAAAAAAAAAAAAUGAAACAAAAUAAAAAUAAAGAAAGAAAAAAACAGUGAAAUGCUUACUUAAUGGUCCUUUUUCAACAAUGCAGAGUUAAAGAUAUAAAUAUAUAACAUUUGAUUUAAUUUCUCAUGUGAAAGGAGUGAGUGCCCCCACAUACCCUACAAUACUACGUCUCCUUUAGUUUCAGCAGAGGUUUCUAAAGUUCAUGGCUGUGUUUCAGCUCUAAGCAAAUCAAACAGGUUCACUGCUCGUGGCUAGAGACAUGCCCCACUAAGCAAAGUUCACGCUGAUAAUCCUUGCCUUGUUGGGUUGAGCUCAGGGUGCGCUAUAGGCUACAUUGUAGAAUAUCGCCAUCUAGUGGCAGAUAUCAUACAUGAGCAAAAAUAAAAUCCCAUCAUGAGUCAGGUCCAUAGCAAGGAUGAAUUUCAAAAGUCUUUCCUCGAUUAUUUGCAUCCUCUCCUUGCCUCCUCCUCAGAACAUCAGAGGGAAGUGAGGGAGGAGAAGACUAUGCAAUGCUAUCCUCGCUCUUCUUUGAUGUUUUGAGAAGAAGGCGAGGAUGUCACACUCUCUUGCUUAGCCAGUACUACUUUCUCCUGAUUCAGCUCAUACUGAGGCUUGAACACAGGACAUCUCACUUGCAAACACCUGUACCCGCCCUCCUGAAGCGUCUUACCCAGUUGCGCCACUGAAAAGCAAGCUAUUCUGCAGAGCAAGUGGGACACUUCAGGCUGAGGAGUGAGUUUCACAGAUCCCUAUCUGCUACACAAGGAAUUGAGAAAAGACUUGAGAUUCACCCUAAGUAUCUAUAUUGUCUUUGUGCUGGUUGCUGUGUCCUCUGACCUCUGCCCUCUCCCCAUGCAGCUGAGGAGCAGGUGCGUCAGAAGAUGGAGGAGAUCCAGGAGAGGGUGCGCCUGGGCCAGCCGGUGCAGGGAGAGUACCUCACACACCUCCUGGUCAGUGAACAGAUGUCUGUCACUGAGAUACUGGGCUCCAUCACUGAGCUACUGCUGGCUGGGGUCGACACGGUGAGGAUAAGGGGUGUGUGUGUGUGUAUGUGUGUGUGUCUUAAAAUACCAGUGAGGAGCUGUUUCACAGAAGGGUGGAAACAGGUGGAGAAUGGGGUGAUGGCCAGGUGGGGGUAUGUUUUUUUUUCUUAAUUUCAGCCAUUUUAGAUUGUGAUUUGUUGAGUGAACAUUUGCAACAUAACCACAUUAGCUACCUACGUCAUGUACAGUUACAACAGCAGCAUAACAGUAUCAGUACAAUAUUAUUAGCUUACAACCUAUUCCUAUUGUAAUUGUUUUUGUAUGCUCCAGACGUCCAACACCAUCUCGUGGUCUCUGUACCACAUGGCCCUGGAGCCAGAGAUCCAGGAGAAGCUGUACCAGGAAGUGAACAGUGUCUGCCCGGGGGACAAGGUGCCUACUAGUGAUGACAUCGCCAGAAUGCCCUGGCUUAAGACUGUUGUCAGGGAGACACUACGGUACGUUAAUAGUAAUCUGUCAUCCCCACUCAGGUCAUUUCAGUAAAUUCACUCAUUAAUAAAGUGAAUAAUGGGUUAUUAAAGUUAUUAUAUUCAUAAUGAAUUCUUCAUAAUUAAUUAUAAUGAGUUGUUAAAUUAAUUCUACAUCACUGUGCCUAUGUGUAAUUUUUUAGAAAUUAUUUAUUUAUUGUUAAUUAGUCAAAUGGAGCCAAUCCCUUCCUCUCUCGAAGCUGUACCACAUAGAGCUAUAUUUUAGCAUGAACUCUGCAGUCGAAACGAACUCCACUGUAGCGAACUCUUACGCCUGCGCAUGCGCACGCUCUCUCACCACCAUGUGUGCAAACACACUUCCUCUCUACCCCUAGUGACUGUCUUGUAUACUCCCUCCCCAGGAUGUACCCAGUAGUACCAGGAAAUGCCCGCAUCAAUGUGGAAAACGAGAUAGUUGUGGGGGACCACCUCUUCCCCAGAAAUGUGAGUUUUACAUUUGUGAUCUUGUACUGUUGGAAAUGGUUGCUAUUGGUGAACUUAAUUAUUUUCAUCCUGUAUGUAGAGGAGAUCCGAUCACACUUGUAUAUUCAGUUUUAUCCAGAGAUAUACAUGUAGUUUCACCAUUCAAUAUUUGAUUUAGUUAAAAUCCAGGGUAGAGUUUUGGUUUGUCAAUAUCGCUCAUACCAAACAGUUAUACAGUAUAACAUUACCACAGAUCAGAGUUAGAGAGCGGCUGUGUUUGACUGUUCUCCCUCUCUUCUGUCCUCUCCCUCCAUCACCGCUCUCUCCUCCUUUCUUUCCAUCUCUCUGUUCCAGACCCUGUUCCACCUGUGUCACUAUGCCGUGUCCUAUGACCAGACAGUGUUCCCGGAGCCCCAUGCCUUCCUUCCAGAGCGCUGGCUCCGUGGGGGCCGGGGGGAAGACAAGAAGAACCAGCACCCCUUUGGCUCAGUGCCCUUCGGUUUCGGAGUCCGGGCCUGCCUGGGCAGGAGGGUGGCCGAGCUGGAGAUGUACCUCAUCCUCUCAAGGGUAAAAAUUCCAGGCCUGCUCUGUACUGUUAUAGCAUCAGCUACCCCUACAGCAGCUACCCUUCAUUAAACAGCAUUAUUCUGUUGUUAUGUAGAACUGUAAUAGUAACUUGGGAUGCAGACCACAUGGUACAAAGCAAGCUUUUCUGCUUCUGGUAAUGGUCAGGCAACUGUGUGAUAGAACAGGGGUCAAUACAGCAUCCUCUGUCUAUAAUACAUUUCCUACAACAAUUUUCAUAUUUCAUUUGACAGUGACUCUAGAGGGUUGAGAGGUUAAAGCUACGGUAGGUUAUACAAGUUUAACCUACUGUUUAGCCCCAACCCCAGGACAUUGAGUAAGUUAGUUAGUUAGUGUUGCUCUAGUCUGUAGUAACAGUCUUAAAUAAUCUGGUUCAACUGGUUGUGGUGUUCCUCUGUUAGCUUUGGCAUUGGAAGAAAAACAUGACAGACCAGAUCUCCACCUUUGGUCUGAUUCAUCCCUCUGUUAGCUUUGUCAUUGGAAGGAAAACAUGACAGACCAGACCAUCACCUUUGGUCUGAUUCAUCCCAUCUUCAUACAUGGUGAUACCAUAAAUCUGUCUGUCGGCAUGGAAAUGUAAUCAUUAACUUAACUCGGAUUGUUGGAAGGAGUUGUACUUUCAAACCUCCAGCCUUUAAGAUCCUGUAUAGUGUUCUAAUAUUUUUUAUUGAUUCAGAGAUUUUACAGUUUAAUAAUAGGAUAGAACAAUGACUUUCACAUUAUCUAUUUACUGUAAAUGUUUAAACUGUCACGACACAUUGUGAUAAAACAUUGCCAUUAAUUUACCCACUAGGAGAGAUAUGAACUAGGUUCUAGGUUAUUGUGCAAUUCAUGAGUUUUUAUUUUUGUUCCUUUUAUCUAUUAUGUCAGUAUAUCUCUUUCCAUUGAACAUGUGGAUAGCUGAUAUUCUCUCAGAUUAGGACAAUAACAUACUAAUGUCAACAUGUUUUCCUCUCUCUGUCCUCCCAGUUGAUAAAACACUAUGAAAUACGCGCAGAUCCUGCCGGAGCCACAGUCAAGCCAAUCACAAGAACCCUUCUUGUCCCUGCUACCCCAAUCAACCUGCAGUUUAUUGAUAGGACAGUCCAGUAGCAAGAGGAACCAAUGGCAGCAGAAGGAGUUUCCCUAUGAAACACAUUAGUAUCAAAGAUUGUCUAUUAUAUUGACAAAAUAGUCAAGUGACCGCUGUAACAAUGGAAAUACAUGUCCUCAAAGAUGGAAGGCAGGCGGGAGGAGGCGAGAUCAGGUGGGAACAUUCUAGCCAAUGAGAGGGCAGAUACGCAUGUGAACAGCAGGCUAAAGAGAUAGAUAGAGGACUCAUCUUUGUAUCUGUGCUAUUAUAGCGUCUGUGACAGGAUGGGCAGCGUCAUUGAGGCUAUCGCCAUUUUAAAGUAGUCCAUUUUCUUCUUCAUUGAUUGCUCCAUCUUCAGUGGCUGAAUUCCCACCCAAUUGACUACUUUAAAAUGGUGGAAGCCCUCAAUGGCAAUGUCCAUGCUAAAGCGUGUUAUAUCCAUGAUGAGUUCUCUAUCUAUUUCUAUGACAACAGGCACAACUCAAAGUUGCCGAAAUGCCACGUGCAUCCACUGAUAUCAGUGCAUUCGUAACAACCUAACCAUUAAGAAACUUCUAUUCAAGCAAAUAAGCCUCACAUAGCAAAUUAGCAAUUUUUUGUUGACCAAAUUAGACACUCUCAUUGGUCUCUAUACAGAAAUUCCUCAUUUUGUGUGCUUAUUUUCGUGGACAGAUUUUGGGCGGAGUAAAACUCUCGCUUCUCCUCUUCCUCUCUGUUAGUAUGCACACCGUGUAAGUCUUCAUGUCACCAAGCACUUGUUAAUGGACAAGUCACUAAGUGUACUACUUUACCUCAUUUAACUUUCCCAUGCCUUAAUAAAUGACCCACAAAUGUGUAACAUCAUGACCACAACACAGCGAGACCACAGUAAGACCCUGUUGUUGACGGUGUGUUGUCAUUAUUUUAACAUUUAUUUGUUUCGUUUAAUUUAGCAACAACUGUCUUGCUCCAGUUGAGGCUAUUUGUUAUUUGUCGCUAAUAAACACUGUGUAAUUUGUAUGUUCUUUUUAAAAGUUAUGUGAUUUUAAAAUGUAUUUUAUGUUAUAUGACAAUGCACAUAAUAUUAUAGAUGUAUAAUUACCUACAAAGUUAUGUUGUUGAUGUUACAAUUUUCAGUAUUGAAGACCAAUAGAAAAAGUAUGGGCUUUAAUUGAAGAUAUAUUUCAUUUAAAAAAUAGAAAAAAUAUAAAUGAAUGUAACAAUAAAAUUGCCUUAUAAACUCAGACAUUUUUGUGAUGUAUUGGUGUACUUUUCACAGAGGUCCCUCUUGAGGACAUUCUCUAGUAUUACACUGAUUUAUAAGACAGUUUGCACUUUGCCCAAUGAAAGCUGGGCUAAGUCCCAAAUGGCACCCUAUCUCCUAGUGCACUGAUUUUGACCUGGGCCCAUAGGGGAUAGGGUGCCAUUUGGGAUGCAGAGUUUUAGCCGCAACACUACUAGAGAUGCUACUGCGGAAUAACAGCUGGUACUGCUGGGAAUCUUCAAUUAUGAGGUUCCGCAAUUCCACAGUUCCACUAUUUGUUUUACUAAUUUACUCACCAAUCUGUAACAGUAUGAUAUUACACUGUUGUUACACUGGCAUAAAGCUACUGUAAUAUAAAGUGCCACAGAAAAGGGUUGUGACUAGAGAGAGUACAGCUACGACCGGAAGUUACUUUUCAUAGCAGGUUAGGAGAGCAUUUUAGCUAACCCUAACCCUUUUCCUAACCUUAACCUAAGUCUCCUAACCUGCCACGUUAAUUAUCCUAACCUGCUACGAAAAAGUCACUUCCGUCGUAGCUGUACUCCCUUUAGUCAGAACCACAGAAAAGGUUAGAUUUUCUCCACCAGAUAGUAAGACUAGAUACGUCUUAGGUAUACUGAAGAGUCUUUUAUCACAAAAUAUAUUUAGUAAAAGUCCUGUUAUUCAUGUUUCCCAAGUAUUCAAUUCAAUUCAAAUAACUUUUAUUUCAUGAGAGGGUACUUCCUGUGCGGUGACGGGUUGAUACAUACAAGACACUUAACAACAUAGCAAAAUAGAACACAAAAACAUUAACAGUAUAAUAGAUUAGAUUAGAAGUAAUCUAUGCAAUCACGGGCUAUAUAUACACAUAUAAAACAUAAAAAACGAGAAGCUGCUCUCUUAGACUUGUAUGACAGAUCUACAGUAUAUCUGCGUCCAGAGGGUAUGGUACUGGUCAUGGAGUGUGUACGUAAUGUCCAAGGCUAUUUGUUCCCCCUUCUUCCUCACUUGUUUUUUUUUAAUAGAUGUCACUAAGGGGUUUCUGGCUUUCUGCAAUGACCUUCCCACUGAUUUUUAUUACAAUGGGUUCUAACAAGUGUUCCAUAGAGCACCAAACCACUGCACAAUAUUAAAAGCUAGGAUGGAUUCUAUAAAGUAUUUAUAAAAUGCUUGGAGGAUGGAUUGGUGUACAUUACACUUCCUACAUUUCUGUAAAAAGAUCAGCCGUUGUUGAGAUUUAGAGUGAAUCUGUUCAGUGUUCCUUUUGAAGGAGAGCUUGUUGUGAAUGAUGGUUCCUAGGUAUUUAUAGUGCUCCACUCACUCAAUAAUCUGUCUGUUAAUCUCCCCUUCAAAGAGCAUAGUUUGAAGUGCAUCCUCAUCCCUAGAUAACCAUCACGCCAAAUGGUGCAGUUUCUGUCCUCAUUUGAAUAUCAUAAAGGAAUAAAAGAAAGGUGUUGGCAUGAAAUUGCAAUAUAAAACAUGGGACCUUUACACUUUAUGACAUUAUUUGGAGUUAAUUGUGACUUAAAAUGCAUUUGACAAAUCAGUGUUGUGGAUUUAGAGCGAGGUCAUUUGAAGUCACUCAAUGAUAAGCGUAAUAAGGAAUAUCACUAUCAGAUCUAUUUGCUUAUUUUAGUUACCAUAGAUGCAGCUAUUCAGUUGGCACAAAAUUAUGUUUAGAAAACAACCGAUGUUUGAAACUGAUAACCCUUUUGAAAGUGGUUCCAUAUUGAACUUGCAGGCUCAAUUUCCUUUUCACAUUACAGGUUUUAACAUAGCCUAUAUCUGAGACAGUGCUAGAAGGGUCCUAUGGUCAGAAUUUCAUAGAAGCAAUUGAAGUCUUUCAGUGACAUAGUGCCAUAGUGAAUUAGAUUACUGAGUACAGGUCCUUGUAUGGGUUGUUGUUUUCAAUGGCCCAGGGUUCCCCUCUCUCUCUCUCUCUCUCUCUCUCUCUCUCUCUCUCUCAAUUCAAUUUUUUCAAUUUAAGGGCUUUAUUGGCAUGGGAAACGUGUGUUAACAUUGCCAAAGCAAGUGAAGUAGAUAGUAAACAAAAGUGAAAUAAACAAUAAAUAUUAACAGUAAACAUUACACUCAGAAGUUUCAAAAGAAUAAAGACAUUUCAAAUGUCAUAUUAUGUAUAUAUACAGUGUUGUAACAAUGUGCAAAUAGUUAAUGUACAAAUGGGAAAAUAAAUAAACAUAAAUAUGGGUUGUAUUUACAAUGGUGUUUGUUCUUCACUGGUUGCCCUUUUCUUGUGGCAACAGGUCACAAAUCUUGCAGCUGUGAUGGCACACUGUGGUUUUUCACCCAGUAGAUAAGGGAGUUUAUCAAAAUUGGGUUUGUUUUCUAAUUCUUUGUGGAUCGCUGUAAUCUGAGGGAAAUAUGUGUCUCUAAUAUGGUCAUACAUUUGGCAGGAGGUUAGGAAGUGCAGCUCAGUUUCCACCUCAUUUUGUGGGCAGUGUGAACAUAGCCUGUCUUCUCUUGAGAGCCAGGUCUGCCUACGGCGGCCUUUCUCAAUAGCAAGGCUAUGCUCACUGAGUCUGUACAUAGUCAAAGCUUUCCUUAAGUUUGGGUCAGUCACAGUGGUCAGGUAUUCUGCCACUGUGUACUCUCUGUUUAGGGCCAAAUAGCAUUCUAGUUUGCUCUGUUUUUUUGUUUGUUCUUUCCAAUGUGUCAAGUAAUUCUCUUUUUGUAUUCUCAUGAUUUGGUUGGGUCUAAUUGUGUUGUUGUUGUUGUUGUUGUUGUUGUCCUGGGGUUGUGUGGGGUCUGUUUGUGUUUGUGAAUAGAGCCCCAGGACAAGCUUACUUAGGGGACUCUUCUCCAAGUUCAUCUCUCUGUAGGUGAUGGCUUUGUUAUGGAAGGUUUGGGAAUCGCUUCCUUUUAAGUGGUUAUAGAAUUUAACGGCUCUUUUCUGGAUUUUGAUAAUUAGCGGGUUUUGGCCUAAUUCUGCUCUGCAUGCAUUAUUUGGUGUUUUACGUUGUACACGGAGGAUGUUUUUGCAGAAUUCUGCAUGCAGAGUCUCAAUUUGGUGUUUGUCCCAUUUUGUGAAUUCUUGGUUGGUGAGCGGACCCCAGACCUCACAACCAUAAAGGGCAAUGGGUUCUAUUACUGAUUCAAGUAUUUUUAGCCAGAUCCUAAUUGGUAUGUCAAAUGUUAUGUUCCUUUUGAUGGCAUAGCAGGCCCUUCUUGCCUUGUCUCUCAGAUCGUUCACAGCUUUGUGGAAGUUACCUGUGGCGCUGAUGUUUAGGCUGAGGUAUGUAUAGUUUUUUGUGUGCUCUAGGGCAACGGUGUCUAGAUGGAAUUUGUAUUUGUGGUCCUGGCAACUGGACCUUUUUUGGAACACCAUUAUUUUUGUCUUACUGAGAUUUACUGUCAGGGCCCAGGUCUGACAGAAUCUGUGCAGAAGAUCUAGGUGCUGCUGUAGGCCCUCCUUGGUUGGUGACAGAAGCACCAGAUCAUCAGCAAACAGAAGACAUUUGACUUCAGAUUCUAGUAGAGUGAGGCCGGGUGCUGCAGACUGUUCUAGUGCCCUCGCCAAUUCGUUGAUAUAUAUGUUGAAGAGGGUGGGGCUUAAACUGCAUCCCUGUCUCACCCCACGGCCCUGUGGAAAGAAAUGUGUGUGUUUUUUUUAACCAAUUUUAACCACACACUUGUUGUUUGUGUACAUGGAUUUUAUAAUGUCGUAUGUUUUUCCCCCAACCCCACUUUCCAUCAAUUUGUAUAGCAGACCCUCAUGCCAAAUUGAGUCAAAAGCUUUUUUUAAAUCAACAAAGCAUGAGAAGACUUUGCCUUUGUUUUGGUUUGUUUGUUUGUCAAUUAGGGUGUGCAGGGUGAAUACGUGGUCUGUCGUACGGUAAUUUGGUAAAAAGCCAAUUUGACAUUUGCUCAGUACAUUGUUUUCACUGAGGAAAUGAACUAGUCUGCUGUUAAUGAUAAUGCAGAGGAUUUUCCCAAGGUUGCUGUUGACGCAUAUCCCACGGUAGUUAUUGGGGUCAAAUUAAGAUCCUACACCUGUGUGUGUGGAAAUCAGGAAAUACACGAAAACGUUUUUGUGUGAACAAUUGUUUUUUUCAGUCACUUAUCUCUUAUCUCCAUGAGAAACAAAACAAAAAUGCAUAAUAACAAAACCCUAGAAAUGCAUGAUAACUUGUCCAAAAAUGUCCCAGUUAAAAGUGCCAGAACAUAUGGAAGUUGUCCAAUUCAUGAGGUCAUCAAAAAACAAGAAGGACCAAAGGCACUCUUCAUAUAAUUAAAAUGCCUUCAUUUUUACGGUAUUUUUAAUGUAACAAAGAUGUAAAAAAAAACCGAUGCGUUUCAGCAGCAUGGACUUCGGCAGGGAGUAGACUAACGAAGUUACGAGUUACGAAUUAUGAAUUCACAUCAAGCCAACUACUGCCACAGUUUAAUCAAUUAAAUUGGCAGACAAAUAAUUUGAUAAGAAAAUGAUGAGAGAUAAAUGUUCUCUAAACUUUGUGUCAUAAGGUAGGCCUAGCCUACCCUAUUUUGCGUGAGCAAACACUACUGUUAGGCUACUAUCCACCAAUGGGACUCAUGGAACUCACAGGCUAUAAUCACUUCAGGCCAAUUUCAACAGGCAUUCCACGCUCAGGUUUGCGUGUUCAAAAACUCAAACAAGAACUCUAUUGUGCAUCCAGAGUCUGGUUCACAGGCAUGUUCCCAUACAGUGCAGUCUCUGCUGGGCUAUAUGAAAGUAAAGGAAUAUCUGCUAUUCUGCUGACAGUAGCAGAUCUGUACUGAACAGUCCUUGAAGUCACAAAUUCAUGGAUCUGGAGUCGAAUAUUAACUAACGGGUUGAACAUGUGUUAUAAGAGAGCUGCGUUUUGCAUUACUGCGCAGGGCGCUCAGAGUCACAGACAAGAGAGGAACGGAUUUGGACACACGUCAAGACGUCCACCCACCGAUGCGACACUAGUGUGCCAAAAACACUCCAGAAAACACAGAAGAAAUGGAGAAACGAAAGGGUAUUGCAUGUCUUUUUAUUGGAUCCAUGGUCCGUGGAUAUUUGAAGGAAAGAGUUUUACACACAAACUUUGUUAUCAAUAGUUUUCCGUUUUUUGUAGUGAAUGGUGAAUGAAUGACGCGUGGAUAUGCUCUGUCUGCAACUCUCAGACUGUCGUGAUAAAGUUAUGCAUUCCAGUGCUUGACAAGAUGGAUGGAUGUAGGCAAAUUUGUAACAUGCUCGAUUUAUAGAAAUGCUGAAAUAUGUGGAAGUUGUCAUUUUGCCUUUAGUGUUUUGGUUUUCACUGCAAAACUUCUGAGGAUGUUUUCUAAUUUGCUCUAUUAUUGCACAUUAUCUCGUAAAAUAGUACCAUCAACCACUCUCUUCUCAUAGGCCAUAUAGUCUAAUAAUAAUGAGUAGUCGAUUAUUCAUUAUUAUUUUAUUAUUAAUAGUCAGUAGAGUAAUAAUGGCAAUUCCCAGAAAUGAUUGACCAAAUUGACUUUUAUUUGCCACUGAGUGAAUACUGCAAUACGGGUUAGAUUUAAUUGCAUUUGACAGAAGGCCUGUAUUUAUUAAAGAUUAUGCUUAAAGUAACUGUCCCGUGAAAAUCUCACUUUUUAAAAGUUCAUAUUCUGUUAACUCAUACUCAAAUAAUGUUGGUAUUUGUGGCCAAAGCAUAAAUUGGAGAAAAAACACUUAAAAAACCCCAUCUCAAACUUAUAUCUCAAACAGACAUUAAAAAAAUGUUUACUAUUUCCUGAGGAGGAUGAGCUGGUCAAUCAGUGGUCUACUUGCAUGAAUAUUUUUAAUGACCCGAAUACACUCACACCAAUCUGUUGUUGAAGUACGCCCACACCAUUCCAACACAGAAAAGCUGUUUUUUAUCAUACUUAAUAAAUACAAAUUGGAAGGAAAAUGAUUUCACUCAUAUUGUAAUUCAUUAUAGGUCUUAUUUCAUAGAAAUCUGAAAACACUGGACAGUUACUUUAAAUGUAGAUACAGUAUGGCAUGUCAUGUCCAUGCAUCUUGUAAAUGCAAUACCUCUAACAUUAUGUUAUUUUGUGAUUGCCUUACAGAGCACGAGUUGAAAAUUCAUGAAAAUGUAAAGACAAGCAAAUCACCGGUAAUUUUUGACAUUUCUCUACUUUCAUGUUUUAUUGCACUAUAUCCAUGAUCCUGUCUUUGGAAAGUGCCUUGAACAGGCACAAUGGAUAUGGAUUGGAUAAUUCUUGGCAAGUGGCAUCUUAGUUUUCUGGGUUAGUUUUCUGGGUUUCUUAGUUGAGCAACAUUUCAACUUUCACUUCUUGUUCUUCAGACCUUAGUAGUACUUGUCAUUUUUUUGUACCAUGAAUGGACAAUGUCAUUUUUAUUUAUUAUUAUUAUUAUUUAUUUUUUUUUACUUUUUUUUUUGUCACUUAGCAGACGCUCUUAUCAUCAUUUUAUUGUUUAACUGAUUGUAGUUAGAAUGGAUAUGGGCUACUCCAGUAAACUGUACACACAGUCUUUAUGAACUCUCUUUCUCUCUCCCUUCUCCCCUAUCUCUGUCUCUCUUUCUCUUUUCUCCUCAGAAACUAUGUGGGACCAACUACCCUGUCAGCAUCUCCUUUAUAGUGGUGAAUGAGUUCUGUGAACGCUUCUCCUACUAUGGCAUGAAAGGUAUAGUAACCUAUAAUUAAGAAUGUUUCUCCUAACUAAGAACCUAAUUAAGAAUCUAAUAAAGAAUGAUUAUCCUAAGUAAGAACCUAACUAAGAACAUUUCUAAGAACGGUUCUCCUACUAUGGCUUGAAAGAUAGGUAACCUAACUAAGACACAAACAGGCCUCAUGAGCAGGCAAGUGCUCAACAGGGCUCAAGGGCUCAACAGCGGCGGCCCGCCCAUUAGGACAUUAGGGGCAGCUCCCCUACAAUAAAUACAUAUAUUUUUAAUUAUACUGAACAAAAAUAAAAAUGCAACAUGCAAAAAUUUCAACGAUUUUACUUAGUUACAGUUACAGUUCAUAUAAGGAAAUCAGUCAAUUGAAAUAAAUAAAUUAGGCCUAAUCUAUGGAUUUCACAUGACUGGGAAUACAUAUAUGCAUCUGUUGGUCACAGAUAAUUAAAAAAUAAGGUAGGGGCGUGGAUCAGAAAACCAGUCAGUAUCUGGUGUGACCACCAUUUACCUCAUGCAGCGUGACACAUCUCCUUCGCAUAGAGUUGAUCACGCUGUUGAUUGUGGCCUGUAGAAUGUUGUCCCACGCCUCUUCAAUGGCUGUGUGAAGUUGCUGGAUAUUGGUGGGAACUGGAACACGCUAUAGUACAUGUCAACCCAGAGCAUCCCAAACAUGCUCAAUGGGUGACAUGUCUGGUGAGUAUGCAGGCCAUGGAAGAACUGGGACAUUUUCAGCUUCCAAGAAUUGUGUACACAUCCUUGCGACAUAGGGCCGUGCAUUAUCAUGCUGAAACAUGAGGUGAUGGCGGUGGAUGAAUGGCACGACAAUGGGCCUCAGGAUCUCGUCAUUCAAAUUGCCAUUGAUAAAACGUAAUUGUGUUCGUUGUCCGUAGCUUAUGCCUGCCCAUACCAUAACCCCACCACCACCAUGGGGCACUCUGUUCACAACAUUGACAUCAGCAUACCGCUCACCAACACGACGCCAUACACGUGGUCUGCGGGUUGUGAGGCAGAUUGGAUGUACUGCCAAAUUCUCUAAAACAACGUUAUGGAUUAUGUUUUAAAUCCUCAUAAAAGUGUGGUAAGUGUGUACAUUUUCAUAUUUCAAAAAUAUAUUGUUCAAAAGAAGCUGUUCAGUUACUUACUACUCUGCCCCUCAGUAACUGCCAGCAGCGGCAGCUCCGCCUCCGUGGGUGCAUAGGGCGUGCGAACAUGGAUUGUUUUGCCAGCUAUUUGCUAUGAGGGGGAACUGACCCAAUGAAAUCGCAGGAGCAUAAAUAGCAUAAAUUAUAACAGCACAAAGUAAAUGGACCAUCCUGGGGAAAUCAAAUAUGUGUCUGUUCAGUCAGAACUUCUGGGUCUGCUCUAGUCUCCCUGACAAUGAUUAUCUUGCGUCAGACGGCUUACUUCCGCAUGUCAAAUUAGGCUUAUGGUAGAGAAAUUAACAUUACAUUCUCUGGCAACAGCUCUGGUGGACAUUCCUGCAGUCAUCAUGCCAAUUUCAUGCUCCCUCAAAACUUGAGUCAUCUGUGGCAUUGUGUUGUGUGACAAAACUGCACAUUUUAGAGUGGCCUUUUAUUGUCCCCAGCACAAGGUGCACCUGUGUAAUGAUCAUGCUGUUUAAUCAGCUUCUUGAUAUUCCACACCUGUCAGGUGGAUGGAUUAUCUUGGCAAAGGAGAAAUGCUCACUAACAGGGAUGUAAACAAAUUUGUGCACAGAAUUGUAGAGAAAUAAGCUUUUUGUGCAUAUGGGAAAUUUCUGGGAUCUUUUAUUUCAGCUCAUGAAACUAACACUUUACAUACAUUUUACAUUUUCGUCAUUUAGCAGACACUCUUAUCCAGAGCAACUUACAGUUAGUGAGUGCAUACAUUAUAUUUUUCAUACUGGCCCCCCGUGGGAAUCGAACCCACAACCCUGGCGUUGCAAACGCCAUGCUCUACCAACUGAGCUACAUCCCUGCCGGCCAUUCCCUCCCCUACCCAGGACGAAUUGUGCGCCGCCCCAUGGGUCUCCCGGUCACGGCCGGCUACGACAGAGCCUGGAUUCGAACCAGGAUCUCUAGUGGCACAGCUAGCACUGCGAUGCAGUGCCUUAGACCACUGCGCCACUCAGGAGACUACAUGUUCUUUUUAUAUUUUUGUUCAGUGUAAAAACAUGUUUCCCAUGCCAUAAAGCACAUUUAAAUGGAAUAGAAUUGAGAGAGAGAAAGAGAGAGAGAAAGAGAGAGAGAGAGAGAGCGAGAGAGUGAGAGAGAGCAAGAGAGAUAGGGGAACCCUGGGCCAUUGAAAACAACAACCCAUACAAGGACCUGUACUCAGUAAUUUAAUUCACUAUGGCACUAUGUCACUGAAAUACUUUAUUUGCUCCUAAGAAAUUCGGACCAUAGAGACCCUUCUAGCACAGUCUCAGAUAUAGGCUAUGUUAAAACUGUAAUGUGAAAAGGAAAUUGAGCCUGCAAGUUCAAUAUGGAGCCACUUCCAAAAGGGUUAUCAGUUUCAAACAUCGAUACCUAAUUUUGUGCCAACUGAAUAGCUGCAUCUAUGUUAACUAAAAUAAGCAAAUAGAUCUGAUAGUGAUAUGCACCUGUGUAAUGAUCAUGCUGUUUAAUCAGCUUCUUGAUAUGCCACACCUGUCAGGUGGAUGGAUUAUCUUGGCAAAGGAGAAAUGCUCACUAACAGGGAUGUAAUUUGAGAGAAAUACGCUUUUUGUGAGUAUGAACAAUUUCUACAAUAUUUUAUUUCAGCUCAUGAAACAUGGGACCAACACUUUACAUGUUGCGCUUAUAUUUUUGAUCAGUGUAAAUAAAAUAUAUAUAAAUCAUGGAUUAUGUUUUAAAUCCUCAUAAAAGUGUGGUAAGUGUGUACAUUUUCAUAUUUCAAAAAUGUAUUGUUCAAAAGAAGCUGUUUACUUACUUACUACUCUGCCCCUCAGUAACUGCCAGCAGCGGCAGCUCCGCCUCCGUGUGUGCAUAGGCCGUGUGAACAUGGAUUGUUUUGCCAGCUAUUUGCUAUGAGGGGGAACUGACACAAUGAAAUCGCAGGAGCAUAAAUAGCAUAAAUUAUAACAGUACAAAGUAAAUGGACUAUCCUGGGCAGUGUUGCCAACUUAGCGACUUUGUCGCUAUAUUUAGCGAGUAUUCAGAUCCCUCUAGCGACACAUUUUCAAAAAAGCGACUAGCGACAAAUCUAGCAACUUUUUCUGGUGUUAUUGGAGACUCUGACGUGAAAGCACGUAUCGUUCUUACUCUUCUCAACGAGCAGCAGGUGCUGCCAUGGGGGCCCCACCCCCGUCCAAAAGCACUCACAGGCGGCCCAGUCCUCGCGCAGCUUUUUACUCACUUUUUGUCUAUCCCACGACGUUAUUCCUCUCUCCUACAGUGUUCAUCACAUUACAUGCAAAUGGCCAAUUAUGCAAAUUAGGUGAUGAUGUCAUUUAGCGACUUCUAGCUACUUUUAGGACAGCCAAUGGCUACUUUCCUUACUGAGGAGUUGGCAACACUGAUCCUGGAGCGAUCAAAUGUGUGUCUGUUCAGUCAGAACUUCUGGGUCUGCUCUAGUCUCCCUAACAAUGAUUAUCUCGCGUCAGACGGCUUACUUCCGCAUGUGAGACUAGAUCUGCUCUAUCAGGUACAGAUGGCACUAAAGCAAAAAGCUAAUUGUAAUUAACAUGUCAAUAAAUAAUCAUAACAGUCAUGGGAGCCUGGGACCUGAUAAACCGGACAACUACAUCCAACAAUAGUCGAAGGACAGAGGGAUACACUAGCUAGAACCUUCUCAUAGCGGAUCUAGUAACAUAAAAAAGCAUGGCCAAUUUUAUUGUUUUUCCACCAUGUUGUUCAUCAGGUUCUACUGUAAGUGACAGGGCAACAUUUUGUGUGGACUAAAACAGCAUAAAACUGUGUGUAUCACAAAGCAUGAUCAAAUGAAUUAGCCAGCUACAGUAAUUUUGAGAUACAUUGAGAAAUAGUUUGGUAGAUUCUUUGAUAAAAUUAACCAGUUAUCUACCUUUGAUAAGCAGCUAGCUAGCUAUAGCUGCUAGUAGCUUGCUAGCUAGUUAGCUCCCAUGCCAAUUUCAAGGCUUUCUAAACUAAUAUCUGACUAACUUGGAAAUAUGAAGUUAUUUCAGAAUGAAAGUUAACUGGCUAGCGCAUCAUGCUUUGUGACAUUAUGUUAGCUAGAUAUCCCCAGUUAGAUAAUGUGUUGUCACUUAUUGCAUUUGUACGCUUGUUGUGUUCUCCCUGGUGCACUCGUUCGUUCGUAACGUGAGCUGGCUGCUCGUUCUAAAUAGUAUAAUCUAAUCUGUUCAAAACAGUGGCAGCAUGUGCAGCAGCGGUCAUUCGGUUGAAAUAGGUGUAUUUAUGCUGUUGUUCAAAUGCACAGAUCACUUUAUAUAUUCUCAAAAGAAACUACCGGUAGUUUGAAAACUUGGCAUCAUAUUUCUGUCGUGCUGCCACUGGGGCUCAACCAGUGCCCGAGCACCUGCCCUUUUGCCCUCCUAUGAAAGUGCCCUCGCAGCUCCAUGGAUUUUUUAAAUGUUAUUACUUACUUUUACAUUUUAUUUUGAGUCUCUUUUCACUUGUAUUUUAAAUGUAACGAAUUGCACAUCAAACUAGAUACUUUCAUAAGCUCUUGAAUCUCAGAAAAUCCCCCCUCCCCCGCCCCAAAAGCACACUCAUUUGACUUGCAUGCAGUGGCCACUGGCUGUGGGUGCCGGGCGGGGAAACAUUUUGAGUUGGAUCUGACAUCUGUGUCCUUUGUUAUUUUGAGCACUUGCCCCCCCCCCAAAAAAAAAGUUAUGUGCACAGCCCUGGUCAUGAGAAGCAGCAAAUGCCCAUGUCAAAUACAAUAUGUCAAUGAGGCCAUUUAGACAAAGGGACCACACCAUGUAUCCAUUAUGGCCUCAGACCUGACCUUCAUCUCACAUGAUCUAGACCCCUGUCUGUCUGACUGACCUACAUCCUCUCCUGUGAAACACACUUAAAGAAAAAAUUGAUAUAAUGCAUCCCAAAUGGCACCCUAUUCCCUAUGUAGUGUACUAAUAAGUAGUGCACUAUAUAGGGAAAAGGGUGCCACCUGUUGAAUGUCAAUGUUAAGUGGAUGGCCGUAUAAAACAUAUCUUCAUGAGAGGGCCAGGAACAGUAGCUAGUAAUGCCUUACACCAUUAGAAAGCUCCGAAUUUUAGCUAUUUUUUGUAUUUAUUAUUUAUCUAUGAUUUGUAUGCAUUUUUUGAACUAAUAUGUAUGAAAAAUAGGACGUCAUAGAUUUCAUUUUCAAAUGUCAUAUGCUAUGAACAUUUACAAUUGACAUGCUAUAAGAUUUUAGCUAGUGGUCAGGGAAAAUCAGACUCAUUUCCUGGUGGACUGCUCUCAUUCAUUGUAGUCUCUCUCCCCCUGUGAACGUACCACAGAGUUGGCCAGCAACUCUACUGAUUCAUCACGAUCUCAGCUUUCAUCUAUUAUAAAGUUUGUCCUCCCUCUGUGAUGAACAAAGUGGUUUUGUUUCACAUCUUCAAACUGUUAAAUUCUUUGUAUUACAUUCUAUAUAAAUCGAUGUGUGUUUGUCAUAGAACGAUGGAACUACUUCCUAUCGCUGCAGUAGACUCUUAGUUUUGCAGCGAUAUGCAGCUUACAGUUGAAAUCGGAAGUUUACAUGCACUUAGGUUGGAGUCAUUAAAACUCGUUUUUCAACCACUCCACACAUUUCUUGUUAACAAACUAUAGUUUUGGCAAGUCGGUUAGGACAUCUACUUUGUGCAUGACACAAGUAAUUUUUCCAACAAUUGUUUACAGACAGAUUAUUUCACUUAUAAUUCACUGUAUCACAAUUCCAGUGGGUCAGAAGUUUACAUACACUAAGUUGACUGUGCCUUUAAACAGCUUGGAAAAUUCCAGAAAAUGAUGUCAUGGCUUUAGAAGCUUCUGAUAGGCUAAUUGACAUCAUUUGACUCAAUUGGAGUUGUACCUGUGGAUGUAUUUCAAGGCCUACCUUCAAACCCAGUGUCUCUUUGCUUGACAUCAUUGGAAAAUCAAAAGAAAUCAGCCAAGACCUCAUAAAAAAAAUGGUAGACCUCCACAAGUCUGGUUCAUCCUUAGGAGCAAUUUCCAAAUGCCUGAAGGUAUCACGUUCAUCUGUACAAACAAUAGUACGCAAGUAUAAACACCAUGGGACCACGCAGCCGUCAUACCGCUCAGGAAGGAGACGCGUUCUGUCUCCUAGAGAUGAACGUACUUUGGUGCGAAAAGUGCAAAUCAAUCCCAGAACAACAGCAAAGGACCUUGUGAAGAUGCUGGAGGAAACAGGUACAAAAGUAUCUAUAUCCACAGUAAAACGAGUCCUAUAUCGACAUAACCUGAAAGGCCGCUCAGCAAGGAAGAAGCCACUGCUCCAAAACCGCCAUAAAAAAGCCAGACUACGGUUUGCAACUGCACAUUGGGACAAAGAUCGUACUUUUUGGAGAAAUGUCCUCUGGUCUGAUGAAACAUCGUUAUGUUUGGAGGAAAAAGGGGGCUGCUUGCAAGCCGAAGAACACCAUCCCAACCGUGAAGCACGGGGGUGGCAGCAUCAUGCUGUGGGGGUGCUUUGCUGCAGGAGGGACUGGUGCACUUCACAAAAUAGAUGGCAUCAUGAGGAAGGGAAAUUAUGUGGAUAUAUUGAAGAAACAUCUCAAGACAUCAGUCAGGAAGUUAAAGCUUGGUCGCAAAUGGGUCUUCCAAAUGGACAAUGACCCCAAGCAUACUUCCAAAGUUGUGGCAAAAUGGCUUAAGGACAACAAAGUCAAGGUAUUAGAGUGGCCAUCACAAAGCCCUGACCUCAGUCCUAUAGAAAAUGUGUGGGCAGAACUGAAAAGGUGUGUGCGAGCAAGGAGGCCUACAAACCUGACUCAGUUACACCAGCUCUGUCAGGAGGAAUGGGCUAAAAUUCACCCAACUUAUUGUGGGAAUCUUGUGGAAGGCUACCCGAAACGUUUGACCCAAGUUAAACAAUUUAAAGGCAAUGCUACCCAAUACUAAUUGAGUGUAUGUAAACUUCUGACCCACUAGGAAUGUGAUGAAAGAAAUAAAAGCUGAAAUAAAUCAUUCUCUCUACUAUUAUUCUGACAUUUCACAUUCUUAAAAUAAAGUGGUGAUCCUAACUGACCUAAAACAGGGAAUUGUUACUGGGAUUAAAUGUCAGGAAUUGUGAAAAACUGAGUUUAAAUGUAUUUGGCUAAGGUGUAUGUAAACCUCCGACUUCAACUGUAUGUGCCUGUGAUGUACCGUUCCGUCCAAUCAGCAAAUUAGCGUUAAGGUGGGACUCCAUAUGUGACCCGAACCCCCAGAGUAAUAUGAGGCUAAAUGAAUUGAAGCGGUCAAAUAUGUUGUUGGUGAAAUCCCACUGUAACAGAAGUUGAUUUAUAAGCCAAUUACCUUGAUAUACCUUGAUAAAACAAUUACAUUAUAACGAAAGUACCCUAAAUAGGGACAAAAUGUUUAAGAGGUUUUAAGUGUGUUUCCUUGUUUUCAGUAGUAAAGAGUUUACGUAAUCUCAUCCUUAUUUUCAGUAGUAAAGAGUUUAUGUAAUCUCACAUAAAAAAGACAGUGUAGUAGUCAGUGAGAUAGUGGGUCUCAAUAUUGUAUUUUGUCAAUUGUACUGUACACUAAUUGUAAAUAUAUACAUAUUAUAUCAAGCAAUACUGAAAAAAUAAGACAUUGUAGCCACAUUUUGAUAUUGCAAAAAUCUGAUCCCUAACCUGAUGCUUACUGUGUUUAUGUGUAGCGGUGCUGACACUGUACUUCAUUAACUACCUGCAUUGGGACCAGAACCUAUCCACAGCAGUGUACCAUGCCUUCUCCAGCCUCUGCUACUUCACCCCUGUGCUGGGGGCCCUCAUCGCUGACUCCUGGCUGGGCAAGUUCAAGUGAGUUAGAUGGAGAAGCCACUUUCAUAACUUAAAGGGAAAUACAGUGGGGGAAAAAAGUAUUUAGUCAGCCACCAAUUGUGCAAGUUCUCCCACUUAAAAAGAUUAGAGAGGCCUGUAAUUUCAUCAUAGGUACACGUCAACUAUGAUAGACAAAUUGGAGAAAAAAAAUCCAGAAAAUCACAUUGUAGGAUUUUUAAUGAAUUUAUUUGCAAAUUAUGGUGGAAAAUAAGUAUUUGGUCACCUACAAACAAGCAAGAUUUCUGGCUCUCACAGACCUGUAACUUCUUCUUUAAGAGGCUCCUCUGUCCUCCACUCGUUACCUGUAUUAAUGGCACCUGUUUGAACUUGUUAUCAGUAUAAAAGACACCUGUCCACAACCUCAAACAGUCACACUCCAAACUCCACUAUGGCCAAGACCAAAGAGCUGUCAAAGGACACCAGAAACAAAAUUGUAGACCUGCACCAGGCUGGGAAGACUGAAUCUGCAAUAGGUAAGCAGCUUGGUUUGAAGAAAUCAACUGUGGGAGCAAUUAUUAGGAAAUGGAAGACAUACAAGACCACUGAUAAUCUCCCUCGAUCUGGGGCUCCACGCAAGAUCUCACCCCGUGGGGUCAAAAUGAUCACAAGAACGGUGAGCAAAAAUCCCAGAACCACACGGGGGGACCUAGUGAAUGACCUGCAGAGAGCUGGGACCAAAGUAACAAAGCCUACCAUCAGUAACACACUACGCCGCCAGGGACUCAAAUCCUGCAGUGCAAGACGUGUCCCCCUGCUUAAGCCAGUACAUGUCCAGGCCUGUCUGAAGUUUGCUAGAGUGCAUUUGGAUGAUCCAGAAGAGGAUUGGGAGAAUGUCAUAAGGUCAGAUGAAACCAAAAUAUAACUUUUUGGUAAAAACUCAACUCGUCGUGUUUGGAGGACAAAGAAUGUUGAGUUGCAUCCAAAGAACACCAUACCUACUGUGAAGCAUGGGGGUGGAAACAUCAUGCUUUGGGGCUGUUUUUCUGCAAAGAGACCAGGACGACUGAUCCGUGUAAAGGAAAGAAUGAAUGGGGCCAUGUAUCGUGAGAUUUUGAGUGAAAACCUCCUUCCAUCAGCAAGGGCAUUGAAGAUGAAAUGGGGCGGCAGGUAGCUUAGUGGGUAAGAGCGUUGUGCCAGUAACCGAAAGGUCGCUGGUUCUAAUCCCUGAGCCGACUAGGUGAAAAAUCUGUCGAUGUGUCCUUAAGCAAGGCACUUAACCCUAAUUGCUCAUGUAAGUCGCUCUGGAUAAGAGCGUCUGCUAAAUGACUUAAAUGUAAAAUGUAAAUGUAAUGAAACGUGGCUGGGUCUUUCAGCAUGACAAUGAUCCCAAACACACCGCCCGGGCAACGAAGGAGUGGCUGCAUCACAGUGCUAGCUGUGCCACUAGAGAUCCUGGUUCGAAUCCAGGCUCUGUUGUAGCCGGCCGCGACCGGGAGACCCAUGGGGCGGCGCAUAAUUGGCCCUGCGUCGUCCAGGGUAGGGGAGGGAAUGGCUGGCAGGGAUGUAGCUCAGUUGGUAGGGCAUGGCGUUUGCAACGCCAGGGUUGUGGGUUCAAUUCCUAAGGGGAGCCAGUAUCAAAAAUAAUGUAUGCACUAACUGUAAGUCGCUCUGGAUAAGAGCGUCUGCUAAAAAUGUGUUCUUUGGAUGCAACUCAGCAUUCUUUGUCCUCCAAACACGACGAGUUGAGUUUUUACCAAAAAGUUAUAUUUUGGUUUCAUCUGACCUUAUGACAUUCUCCCAAUCCUCUUCUGGAUCAUCCAAAUGCACUCUAGCAAACUUCAGACAGGCCUGGACAUGUACUGGCUUAAGCAGGGGGACACGUCUGGCACUGCAGGAUUUGAGUCCCUGGCGGCGUAGUGUGUUACUGAUGGUAGGCUUUGUUACUUUGGUCCCAGCUCUCUGCAGGUCAUUCACUAGGUCCCCCCGUGUGGUUCUGGGAUUUUUGCUCACCGUUCUUGUGAUCAUUUUGACCCCACGGGGUGAGAUCUUGCGUGGAGCCCCAGAUCGAGGGAGAUUAUCAGUGGUCUUGUAUGUCUUCCAUUUCCUAAUAAUUGCUCCCACAGUUGAUUUCUUCAAACCAAGCUGCUUACCUAUUGCAGAUUCAGUCUUCCCAGCCUGGUGCAGGUCUACAAUUUUGUUUCUGGUGUCCUUUGACAGCUCUUUGGUCUUGGCCAUAGUGGAGUUUAGAGUGUGACUGUUUGAGGUUGUGGACAGGUGUCUUUUAUACUGAUAACAAGUUCAAACAGGUGCCAUUAAUACAGGUAACGAGUGGAGGACAGAGGAGCCUCUUAAAGAAGAAGUUACAGGUCUGUGAGAGCCAGAAAUCUUGCUUGUUUGUAGGUGACCAAAUACUUAUUUUCCACCAUAAUUUGCAAAUAAAUUCAUUAAAAAUCCUACAAUGUGAUUUUCUGGAUUUUUUUUCCUCAAUUUGCCUGUCAUAGUUGACGUGUACCUAUGAUGAAAAUUACAGGCCUCUCUCAUCUUUUUAAGUGGGAGAACUUGCACAAUUGGUGGCUGACUAAAUACUUUUUUUCCCCACUGUGUACUCUGUUUGAUCUAUUGUGGUUCCAAGUAUUCUAUUCUAUUCUAAGAUAAUUAUGAAAGUAACGACUGUGUGUCAUGUCAUCCACAGGACCAUUGUCUACCUCUCUGUUGUCUAUGUACUCGGUCACGUCAUCAAGUCUGUUGGGGCCAUACCGAGUGUGGGGGACUCAACUAUACACAUGUGAGUAGUGGAUCACUGAUCGGUUAAGAGCUAGAAAUGUUGCCCUGUAAAUGUGUAGACCAAUCUGACACCUAAUGCUGUGCUCUGUAUGUGUGCGUGUUCUAGAGUACUGUCUAUGGUGGGUCUGAUCCUCAUAGCCUUUGGUACGGGAGGUAUCAAACCCUGUGUAUCAGCGUUCGGAGGUGACCAGUUUGAUGAAGAGCAUGUAAGAGACUAUUAUAUACAACUUUUAUUCAAGGGUUGGAACUUUUCAGGGAACAGAACCAAAAAACAGAAAAUAACUAAAUUAUUUGAGGAACAGACCCCGACCGGAAACGAAAGUUACCUAUACUGUUCCGGAACAGAAACAUUAUUUUAAAAGCAUGGGAACCGGUUAAUACAUUUCUUUAAUGUUCCGGGCAUUUCUUUCCAGUCCCACCAAAAUUGCAACAAAGCGCCUAUGCAUAGCCCUCACUCUGUCACUAAGAAACUUAUUCCAGUGUCUUCCUGCCAGCUGGAAAUCUUUGCCAGUGGGUUAGCGUUUAUGUGUAGGCUGCCCCUCCCCUCUGAAGCAGGUUACUGUGUAGCUUACUGACAACAUUACAAGCAUGAUUCAGAAAUUAGGAAGAGAUGUUUAAAAUAAUCAAUUAGCUUUUUCAAUGCUAGUUAAGGAUACUAUAGUUAUCACGUUUCACACUGGAUUUAUUAACUACACAAAGGUAAGACGUGUUUUUAAAUGUAUUGCUGCUCUGCACACACAAGCUUGUUAGCUAGCUAGCUAGCUAGCUAGCUAAUGUUUGCUCUGGUCCAAUGUUAAACCAACUCUGAAGAUCAAAGACAUUCAAAGUUCCUCCAUAGAAGCCUCUCACAAAAUGUCAGUUGCAUCUCGCGCCCUACACUGUGACUGGCAACACAGUGUGUGUUUUUCAUUCAUUAUGAUUAAACGAUGCUGUUACGGCAAAAUACAAUUUGCUCUUAACGACUUUCCUAUACAGAUUGAAUCGCUUACCCGCUCCAUAGCAAGCUGCUCUAUCCGCACUGAUUGGUGAAGUCAUUUAAUGUCAAGCUAAAUGUAAAAAAACAUUUGAUUGCAGAGGUUUAAAAAGGAACAGAAAGGAACAAUAUAAACAAGUACUUUUUUGGGGUUCGAACCAGUUCAGAACUUUAUUUUGCUGGGCAGUGGAACGGAACGAAAAAAAUAAUGGUUCUGUUCAGAACAAACAAUUGGAAAAUAUUUUUGGUUCCAACCCCUGCUUUUAUAUUGUUAAUGCAAUAUGUGAGGGAAGGAUCAAUCUAACAUCUGUGAUUACUAAAAUAUGUUUUGUUGAAGGCCUAUUGAAGUAGAAAUAUGAUAGAAAUUCAGCCAUGAAUGGAAGAAAACAACUUUACUGACCUGCAAAAGUACUCAUCUAAAUUGAUUUUCUGAUAUUAAACAGUGUUCACCAUCAUUGGUUUUCUCCCUUCUCACCUCAGACAAAUGAAAGGAGGAAAUUCUUCUCAAUUUUCUACAUGUCCAUCAAUGCUGGGAGUGUCUUAUCGACACUCAUCACACCUGUAUUGCGAGGUUCGUGUCAACAUGAACCUUAAUCCUAACCUUAAUAGUGAGGGCUCAGACCUCUGAAAUUGCUUAUGUCUGCUGCAUAGACAGUACAGCUUAACUGUACUGUAUAUGUGUUCUUGCACUUGCAGGAGAUGUGCAGUGUUUUGGUGGUGACUGCUACGCUCUUGCCUUCGGAGUACCAGCGAUUUUGAUGGUCAUUGCUCUAAGUGAGUGUCCUCUCUUCUUCACACCUCUUCUUAUGAAGUCUGGAUUUCUACUGCAUACUUGGACUAGAAUAUACCCAGUGGGUAAACCUGGUAGAAACGAUUUGAUUACUUUACCAGAUUACAACCUUGCCUGCUGGGUACAGUAUGUAUUGAAUGCAUUCAGCACAGACCUGGUUGUGCAGCAGACGUGUAUACAUGAGCUACUUUUCACAUAGCCAAGCUACCAUUAUGGGUCACAGCGGGGGGCUGUGGCCCCCGAGUCGGAAAACAGGGUUUGUUUUGAUAGCACAUGCUUUAGCCAGGCAGAGGCAGUGAACCCUAAAGAGGAAUGGGAUUCUGAGGCAGUCAGCAGAAAGACCCUAAUGGCAGGAACACCGAUGUGUGUGUAGGGCCUGGUAAACAUGGAGCCUCGCCAGUCAAAACAACACAGAACUGUGUUAGACACACACAAACACGCACGCACGCAUGCACACAAACACGCACGCACGCAUGCACACACACACACACACACACACACAGAUGGCUGGUAUUGGCUACUUGCUGGUCUUGUCCAUAAUAACAUAUGCUUGAUUUAGCGGUAGGUGGGUUACAGUAACAAUACAAACAGGACAGAAAUGUUGCUGACAUAUGAAAAUACAGUCUGUAGGUCUUUUGGCUCAUUUGUUUUAGCUCCAGGGCUAAACAAAUGUCACACACCCAGAUAGCACACAUCCUCAACACUCUUCAGUGUUUAGUCAAGAAGUUUACUAUAACAGGGAGUAAGGGUCUUGUUUACCUCUAACCCUUCAGGGAUGACCAUGGGUGGAAAAAGCCACUCUAGGAACUCCUAGAAUUCACAUUUUUACAUGUCAAAAGGACUUCACUUAGGGAACUCAUUGGGAACUCCCACACAUCCGUCUCCCCUCAGUUCCCCCUUGGUCUGACAGAAAGACAACAGUGAUGAUAAUUUGUUUGCAGUUAGGGAGUGCUCUUGGGAGGAGACCAACACUCAUAAAACUGUAUUGCCAUAGUACAUUUACAAUUCGUUUUUUAAUAACCAAUGUAAAAUAGCACAACUUCUACUCAACUUCUACUCAAACUCCACUCUUUAUAUGUCUAUGUCUUUGUAGUUGUGUUCAUCUCUGGAAGUGGGAUGUAUAAGAAGAGUCCACCGGAAGGGAACGUCUUGCUGGAUGUGUGUAAGUGCAUGGGGGUAAGUCAUCCAUCUCUCACUCUCUCAUCAGUCACGUACUUCCAUAGAAAGAUGUCUCUCGUGGCAGACCGUUAACAUUGCUGGCAGCACACUCAUGAUUUGGUUCUGGGUUCUGAGAUUACAGAAAGAUAAACCACUGAGAAACUCUGUCCCUGGGCUUACUACUGUACCAUGACUGCUCCUGUUCCCUCCAUCCUACAGUUGGCCAUCAAGAACCGCUGGAAGAGCUCUAAGUAUGACCCUAAGAAGAAACACUGGCUGGACUGGGCAGAGGAGAAGUAUCCGGUAUGAUUAUCAAGAAUGAAAUAACUUUUGUGACGACUAGAAUGACUUCAUGGAGCUUUUAACUGCCCCAAUUAACAAUGUUUCAGAUUAAGAUACGAUAAGAUAAUAUAAAGAUAAGAAAACGUUUUCAUAAAAUUGCAUUUUGUCUUUGGUGAUCUGGUUUAUAGGUAAAAGUCUACAGGAAAAGGUAUAUGUGUAUGUAUGAAGAAGUCUCUCCUGAUAGUGACCCAUAAUGUAUGGUUUCCUAUGUGUUUCUCUACAGAGACGUCUGAUCCAUGAAAUUAAAAUGGUCCUAAGGGUUCUGGUGCUCUACAUCCCUCUGCCCAUGUUCUGGGCUCUGUUUGACCAGCAGGUAAGGACCCAACGCUUACCCUUACCCUAACCAUCCUCACGAGAACAGUAACCACCACCCUAGCUGUUAAAAAGCCCCGGCCUAAGCAAUACCUUUCAUGGUUCCGAAACCCUGGAUACAGUCCAAUACAGUGGAUAUGGACUGAGUAAAGACAAAACUGAUUGAAAUGACGUAAUUUCAACCAGCUCUGCCCUCUGGGACCCCAAGUUCUGUUUGCCUCACUGCUUGAUCUUAAGGCACUCUUCUGGCAUCUGUGCUCUCCUCUCCUCUGGCCAACAAUAAACAACGCCACACUACAAUCUGAUUAAGGAAAAAUGCAAACCUGAUUAGGGAAAAAUGCAAACCCCAAACCCACAUCUAUCCAACAUUCCCUAACCCAGACUUCCUGGGCACAUUCCUCUUAUAAAACACAGUGAUUCAAACUAACAAGUAGAACCAAAACCUCCAUCUUGGUUUUAAAUGAAGGGAAUUUAUGUUGUUUAUUGGCAAGAACAUUUUGUUUGGCUUUCCAUUAGGCAUGUUAGAAGCCAAGGACAUGUUGGAUUAAAGAGGUCUGAUUAUGCCAUUGAAGUGAAUGGUGACGGCGAACCAGCUAUCCAGUGCCACAGAAUGCUAUGAAUGUGGCAGUGAUAACAUGAUAACAUUCAGCCAUCUUUGUUUUGUGAUGCUGUAGGGAUCCCGCUGGACUCUCCAGGCCACCCGGAUGAACAUGGCCUUCGUAAGUUCCUUUUUCUUUCUUUCAAUGUACAGUACAUAACAACAGUGGUAUGAGUAUCGUAGUGAAUGGCCUUCCUAAGUUUAUUUCCUUGUGUAGCAAUGUGCUUUACAACUGUGGUAAAAGCUGAUUGUACAAUAUUUAUGAUUUCAUAGUAUUCUGAAUUGUUUUAUUAUCGUUGACUGUAAUCUGAAAUUGAGAUAUUGUUGUAAAGUCUGUCUCCCUUUUACAGGGAUCAACAUUUGUCCUAAAGCCUGAUCAAAUGCAGGUACCUGCAGUUCCUUACUCUCUUCCCACUCUCUGCGGGGUCGACAGAAAGCGGAUGAUUCCAGUUUUCAGGGAUACAGUAUUUUCAAGCUAACUUCCGUUUCCCCUGAUAAACGGAUAUGGGGACUCCGCUCAAGUGUCUUUUUACGCCUGCUACGUUAUGUUGCUCACUUCGUAACAGUACAUAAUACAUUACUAAUGCUUAUAAUCUUUAUACUAGAACUGUAACCAUAGGUUAUCUCUCUUAUGGCCUUGACUAAGAUCACACUUGUUCUCUCCUGAACCCAAACCCUUUUAUAAUGGACAUUACCACCAUAAUGUAUUUUAUAAGUAUGCUGCAUCAACCUUUAUGAUUUUAUGAUAUUUUGGGGGAUUUUUUAUUGUCAUUUAUAGGCAUGUGCCAUGUGUUUUGUUCUUUCUUGUUCUUUCAGAUGUUAAACGCGCUGCUAAUCCUUGUGUUUGUGCCUAUCUUUGAUGUGGUUGUGUACCCACUCAUAGGCCUGUGCAAGAUCAAUCUCACGUGAGUGGACCUUGUGUAUCUGAACACUAGCUGUGACAUCCUUGCUUCCUCUGUCCUUGUUUCCUCAAUUCCUUGCCUUUCCUAUCAAAGCUCAUUGGAGGAGGGACCUUGGAUCCUCUUCUCCAAUGCAUUUCAAGGAUAAUUGGGGAAACAAGGAUGGAGGAAGCAAGGCUACGUUUUCAGACACACCCCGUCUCUAAACGAGCAGGAGCUUUAGCUGACGGUGGACACUACAGUGUUCCACAGUCAUCUUUUAUGAGGAAACUAAGGGAGUAAGGAAUGGUGCAAGAACAAGCAUCAUGUGGCUUACACAGCUACCUGUUGGUCAUAAAGAAAACAUUUGUAGCUGCUCUACCAAACCUAGUGAUCUUAUCAUGUCAUAGCCCCAUAUACAGUGGGGAGAACAAGUAUUUGAUACACUGCCGAUUUUGCAGGUUGUCCUACAUAAAAAGCAUGUAGAGGUCUGUAAUUUUUAUCAUAGGUACACUUCAACUGUGAGAGACGGAAUCUAAAACAAAAAUCCAGAAAAUCACAUUGUAUGAUUUUUAAGUAAUUAAUUUGCAUUUUAUUGCAUGACAUAAGUAUUUGAUCACCUACCAACCAGUAAGAAUUCCAGCUCUCACAGACCUGUUAGUUUUUCUUUAAGAAGCCCUCCUGUUCUCCACUCAUUACCUGUAUUAACUGCACCUGUUUGAACUCGUUACCUGUAUAAAAGACACCUGUCCACACACUCAAUCAAACAGACUCCAACCUCUCCACAAUGGCCAAGACCAGAGAGCUGUGUAAGGACAUCAGGGAUAAAAUUGUAGACCUGCACAAGGCUGGGAUGGGCUACAGGACAAUAGGCAAGCAGCUUGGUGAGAAGGCAACAACUGUUGGCGCAAUUAUUAGAAAAUUGAAGAAGUUCAAGAUGACGGUCAAUCACCCUCGGUCUGGGGCUCCAUGCAAGAUCUCACCUCGUGGGGCAUCAAUGAUCAUGAGGAAGGUGCGGGAUCAGCCCAGAACUACACGGCAGGACCUGGUCAAUGACCCGAAGAGAGCUGGGACCACAGUCUCAAAGAAAACCAUUAGUAACACACUACGCCGUCAUGGAUUAAAAUCCUGCAGCGCAUGCAAGGUCCCCCUGCUCAAGCCAGCGCAUGUCCAGGCCCGUCUGAAGUUUGCCAAUGACCAUCUGGAUGAUCCAGAGGAGGAAUGGGAGAAGGUCAUGUGGUCUGAUGAGACAAAAAUAGAGCUUUUUGGUCUAAACUCCACUCGCCUUGUUUGGAGGAAGAAGAAGGAUGAGUACAACCCCAAGAACACCAUCCCAACCGUGAAGCAUGGAGGUGGAAACAUCAUUCUUUGGGGAUGCUUUUCUGCAAAGGGGACAGGACGACUGCACCGUAUUGAGGGGAGGAUGGAUGGGGCCAUGUAUCGCGAGAUCUUGGCCAACAACCUCCUUCCCUCAGUAAGAGCAUUGAAGAUGGGUCGUGGCUGGGUCUUCCAGCAUGACAACGACCCGAAACACACAGCCAGGGCAGUCCGUAUUGCCCAGCGACAGCCCCGAAACCUGAAGGAUCUGGAGAAGGUCUGUACGGAGGAGUGGGCCAAAAUCCCUGCUGCAGUGUGUGCAAACCUGGUCAAGACCUACAGGAAAUGUAUAAUCUCUGUAAUUGCAAACAAAGGUUUCUGUACCAAAUAUUAAGUUCUGCUUUUCUGAUGUAUCAAAUACUUAUGUCAUGCAAUAAAAUGCAAAUUAAUUACUUAAAAAUCAUACAAUGUGAUUUUCUGGAUUUUUGUUUUAGAUUCCGUCUCUCACAGUUGAAGUGUACAUAUGAUAAAAAUUACAGACCUCUACAUGCUUUGUAAGUAGGAAAACCUGCAAAAUCGGCAGUGUAUCAAAUACUUGUUCUCCCCACUGUACUACCCACCAUUGUGACCUGUACGCUCUUGUUGGCUGUCCCUCACUACAUAUUCGUCGCCAAACCCACUGGCUCCAGGUAAUCUAUAAAUCACUGCUAGGCAAAUCCCCGCCUUAUCUUAGCUCACUGGUCACCAUAGCAACACCCACCCGUAGUCUGCGCUCCAGCAGGUAUAUCUCACUGGUCAUCCCCAAAGCCAACACCUCCUUUGGCCGCCAUUCCUUCCAGUUCUCUGCUGCCAAUGACUGGAACGAACUGCAAACAUCUCUGAAGCUGGAGACUCUUAUCUCCCUCACUAACUUUAAGCAUCAGUUGUCAGAGCAGCUUACCGAUCACUUCACAUGUACACAGCCAUUCUGAAAUUAGCCCACCCAACUACCUCAUCCCCAUAUUGUUAUUUAUUUUGCUAAUUUGCACCCCAGUAUCUCUAUUUGCACAUCAUCUUUUGCACUUCUAUCAUUCCAGUGUUAAUACGAAAUUGUAACUAUUUUGCACUAUGGCCUAUUUAUUGCCUUACCUCCAUAAUUUACUACAUUUGCACACACUGUAUAUAUAUUUACUGUUGUAUUUUUGACUUUAUGUUUUGGUUACCCCAUAUGUAACUCUGUGUUGUUGUUUUAAUCACACUGCUUUGCUUUAUCUUGGCCAGGUCACAGUUGUAAAUGAGAACUUGUUCUCAACUGGCUUACCUGGUUAAAUAAAGGUUAAAUAAAAUAAAUAAAUAAAAAUAGAGAUGGGUGAAAGAUACGUGGAAACAAUGUGCAAACGUCUCCCCCUACAGAGCUAUAAAACAACUGACCAAAUGAAUAAUUUCUGAGAACAGAAAUUGUUGUUACUGUGUAGUAGCAACUGUGUACUACUGGUUAGUACUGUGUAGUAGUGUGUAGUAACAACUGUGAUAGGGACAAUGUUGACCAAUGUGGGUUGACCGUCAAGCAGUCUGUUAAAGAUGCACUCUCAAACAUUUGUAUAAAUUCAGCCAGUAGUUUUGAAAGUGGUGCUCACAAGCCAAAAGUGGUCCCCGUUUUUGUGUACUACAUCAUCAAAUUGUAUAAUACGUCAUCCAUUUCGUAUGAUAUGUUACAUCAUGCAAAAAAAAUAAGACGAUUUUUUUGUAUUCCGUAUGAUAUGUUACGAAUCCAAUUCGUACUAUAUGUUACGAAUUUGUUGUUCUUAAGUUCCUGGAGUGCAUCUUUAAGAGUCUAUAAGAGUGUAAUGUAAGGUAUCUAAGGGUAGUGUGGGGUCAUAUUGUUUGAUUGUCAGAUUCUUCUAUCUCUUCUCAGGCCGCUGAAGAAGAUGGCCGUGGGUAUGAUCUUUGCAGCGCUGGCUUUCGGUUCUGCCACCUUGGUGGAGGUCAAUGUCACGGUAAGACUAAGCAUCUCUGGCUCAAUUUCACUUCAGAUUUUGUUUGUAUAACUUGCCAAAGGCCAGAAAUGUCAGAACAAGCACUAAUCGUGUUUUUGUAAGAUUAUCAUCAUUCUUAAUAACUUCUGGAACGACCGCUUUAUAACCAAAGUGACAGACUCAUGGCAUUCUACCCUACCUAUAGCAGCUGUAGCUGUGGGAAGAGACUACCUUGAUUCUAAUGACCCCUCUCUCUUCUCUUUGCCUCUGGUAGAAAACAGUGGUGGAGCCUGCGCCACAGGGACAAUGUCUGCUACAGGUCUACAAUCUGGCUGGCAGUGACAUCAACCUGAACAUCCCCGGGAGUAACCUCUUCUCACAACCCAUCAAAUCCUAUGAGGUAAACCAGUUUGGCAGAUUUGUAAAACAGUACAACAGUAAAGCACAUUACAGGAUAAUACCAAACAGGCUGUUUUACUGUAACCUAACCAUAGAAUGAAUGUACCCAUGAGGAUGCGGUCAAAUUGCUCUGGUCUGAGUGGCUUUGUUCAUUCCUGUAAGUCUAUUUCAAUUAACCUAACUUAAGUUGAUAAUGCUAUGCUUAUAACACAUCAUGUAUUUAUAAACUUUGACAGCAGCUCUUACAGAAAGCAGUCCUACCAGAUAGGAGUGUGUUCUUCUGGGGUCAACGUGUACUUUGUUUUGGCUAUAUAGCUGAACAUAAACCUUGUUAAUAACCCUCCCGUUGUCCUAGGGUCAAAAUGACCCGCCACUGUGUUGAACCAACUUUAUUAAAUUUUUAUAUUUUUGGGAUCAUUUGUGAGAAGGAGGCAGUGAGACUUUAAAGAAAGUAUCACUGCCUCCUUCUCACAAAUGAUCCAAAAAAUAUAAAAAUUAAAUAAAGUUGGUUCAACACAGUGGCGGGUCAUUUUGACCCUAGGACAACGGGAGGGUUAAUUCACUCUGCCACUGUGUCUGUCCAUUAGGAUCCACCAGCAUAUCAGCAUAUUCAACUAGGGGGACACAACAAGACCAUCAGUAUGGGGGUCACCCAAAAUGAAAACCCUUACCAGUGUGUCCAAACCUUCACAGAGCAGAAAGCCUACACUCUCGUCCUGCACAGCAAUGGCUCUGGGAUUGUGUGUCAAUUAGUGAGUCUGAAGUCUGAACUGAAGCGCCAUAAUGAUUACAACAGUUAUUGAAUGACCAGCAGCUCUUCUUAAUAGCCUACUACAGAAAUGAUUUAUGUAUUUGCAAUUUUCAUGAUCUUUUCUGUUUAUUUCUUUUAUUUUUUCACAAUAUAGGCGACAGACAACAUACAUAAAAGUGAAAAAAUGGAAGCGAACCUGAGGUAAGGAUGUUUUUAUGUUUGAAUUGAACUGGAGGAAAGAAUAAGAGUCCAUCGUCUUGUGAAUCAUCUUGUACAAUGGACAAAGACAUGUUCCUCAUGACUCUCAGCUAUAGAUAAAUGAAUACACGUUAUCCCAUCUCUGCAUACCUGCAUUAGAAAUGUAUUGGAGCUGAAGCAUUUAACAUGUACACUGUCUCGAACAGAUUCAUCAACACAUGGAGUGAGGCUGUGAACAUAACAGUGGGUGGUGUGGACUUUUACGUACCUGCUGACUAUGGCAUAUCUCCCCAUAACAGUGUGGAAAGAAAAGUGUGAGUAUGACUCGCAUAACAAAUGUUAAAGUAUCUCAUCCCAGUCCACUGACAGAAUAUCCUAUAACUGAUAUUCCUAAUUUUCUAACACUGAACAUCUGACUGAUAUAUUAACAAAUCAGUAAUAGAUACAGUACUAGAUCAUAUCUCAGUAUCCACAGAUCACUUUUACCUCUGCCUUCUCUAAAUCCUUCACCUAUCCCAUCUCUCACAGGUACACAAAUGAUAAGUGUACAUCAGGAUCACAGAAUUCCACCAUCCACCUGGGCCUGCUUGACUUUGGAGCCUCGUACACUGUCAUUCUCAAAGGGGUGAGUCAGGCCACUGGCUUUACCACAAAAUACCAUACUGUAGAUACUAUAUGUGCUUCCUGCUACAGCCUGAAGCCAGUAUAAGUAUAAAUACCUGGACUAGCACAGUACUAGCUACCUCCAGUACUAGCUACCUAGUAGUUUAACUUGAGUAAGUGUAUGUGAUCCCUGCGAGAAUUGAACCCACAACCUUGGCAUUGUGGUCCUCUGUAGCUCAAUUGGUAGAGCAUGGCGCUUGUAACGCCAGGGUAGUGGGUUCGAUCCCCGGGACCACCUAUACGUAAAAAUGUAUGCACACAUGACUGUAAGUCGCUUUGGAUAAAAGCGUCUGCUAAAUGGCAUAUUAUUAUUAUAUUAUUAUUGUUAGCAUUGUCAGUGCCUGCCCUGGCAUACAGUACUAGCCUCUUUUACUUUUUUCCAGGGCCCUGGAGAGAUCAUUCUCCAGAAAAUGGAGGAUGUGAAGGCCAAUGAUGUCCACAUAGCCUGGCAGAUUCCCCAGUACGUCCUGAUCACAGCAGGAGAAGUCAUGUUCUCCAUCACAGGCCUCGAGUUCUCCUACUCACAGGUUGGUAGUUGUCUUAUUCACAGGUCAGCAGUGAUUAGUAAUUGAUUAUUGGUUGAGUAUUGAUAAUAAACCUAAAAUGCCUACAUACUGAAGGUACCUCUGAAUAUCUGAAAGAAUUGGUGUGUCCAAUAUGAUGAAAAUUCCACCUUUCAGAGGGCAAGAUGGAGCUAAAAUCAUAUUGCUUAUACCAACCUGAACCCUUUCAGAUCUACAUGAAGUGCCUAGGGGGAUUACAAGAUUAUGGGUUGAUUAUUUGGAAUUCCGCCUCUACAGUCGUGAAAAGUUUUGAGAAUGACACAAAUAUAAAUGUUCACAAAGUCUGCUGCCUCAGUUUUUAUGAUGGCAAUUUGCAUAUACUCCAGAAUGUUAUGAAGAGUGAUCAGAUGAAUUGCAAAGUCCCUCUUUGCCAUGAAAAUGAACUUUUCCACUGCAUUUCAGCCCUGCCACAAAAGGACCAGCUGACAUCAUGUCAGUGAUUCUCUCGUUAGCACAGGUGAGAGUGUUGACAAGGACAAGGCUGGAGAUCACUCUGUCAUGCUGAUUGAGUUAGAAUAACAGACUGGAAGCUUUAAAAGGAAGGUGGUGCUUGAAAUCAUUGUUCUUCCUCUGUUAACCAUGGUUACCUGCAAGGAAACACGUGCCGUCAUCAUUGCUUUGCACAAAAAGGGCUUCACAGGCAAGGAUAUUGCUGCUAGUAAGAUUGCACCUAAAUCAACCAUUUAUCGGAUCAUCAAGAACUUCAAGGAGAGAGGUUCAAUUGUUGUGAAGAAGGCUUCAGGGCGCCCAGGAAACUCCCCAGAACUUAAUCCCAUUGAGAACUUGUGGUCAAUCCUCAAGAGGCGGGUGGACAAACAAAAACCCACAAAUUCUGACAAACUCCAAGCAUUGAUUAUGCAAGAAUGGGCUGCCAUCAGUCAGGAUGUGGCCCAGAAGUUAAUUAACAGCAUGCCAGGGCGGAUUGCAGAGGUCUUGAAAAAGAAGGGUCAACACUGCAAAUAUUGACUCUUUGCAUAAACUUAAUGUAAUUGUCAAUAAAAGCCUUUGACACUUAUGGAAUGCUUGUAAUUAUACUUCAGUAUACCAUAGUAACAUCUGACAAAAAUAUCUAAACACUGAAGCAGCAAACUUUGUGAAGACCAAUACUUGUGUCAUUCUCAAAACUUUUGACCACGACUGUACAAGGAGAGAAUAUAAUGUUUGAGUAAAGAACGUGUGUAUCAUCAUUAUCAUCCCCCAGAGCUGUGUGAUCUGUCCCUGCUUUUCCCCACCAAUGAUAAACAAUAUAUAGGUCUAUGUUCAAUACAGGCCCCAGCUAGCAUGAAGUCAGUGCUGCAGGCUGGCUGGCUACUGACUGUAGCCUUUGGCAAUGUCAUUGUGCUGAUCGUAGCAGAGGGGGCAGGUCUGGAUCAGGUAAGUCCCAGUCCCAGUAGUAGAAGAGUGCUUUUGUUUUCAAUGUGCCUUUUAGAAAACCUUGUCAUUGCACCAGUAAACCCAUAGACUGCAUAAACCAGUUAAAAACAAUAAAACAAAACCAAAUGUCUGUGGGAGUCCACUAGAGGGCAACCAAUCACAACAACAUUACUGUCUUGGUCCCUUUCUCAAUUAGAGUACACCUGGAUAAUAAAUAUGGCUUUCAAAUAACGACAUAGACCUGUGUUCAAUGUGUUUAACGUUGAGUCGAACUUCUAAUUCCCAGUGGAUGGAGUUCCUGUUGUUCGCUGGCCUCCUGGUGGCAGUCUGCAUCAUCUUCUCCAUCAUGGCUUACUUCUACACCUACGUAGACCCUGACGAGCUAGACAAGCUGUUCCCAGACAAGACAGUCAAUGACGACAAUGAAGAAAACUUGAAAAAGAACCAGAAAUACCAGACAGACGACAGUAUGUACUUGAACCCAAUAGAGAAGAGCACUAAGAUGUAGCUUUGGUGACUGACGUACUGUGUUACUAUUUGCCCCUCGAUAGACUUGUAAGCCCCUAUUGUGGAAUGUUUUUAUGCAUUGGUAAAUCGAAGCAAAGUAUUAAGAUUUGGUGAAUAGUGAUUGAGUGUAUUUUCACUGAGCCUUACUGUAUGUAAUUUGUUGUUGUCACACCCUGUCUGUGUGAUCUUAUGUACUAACCAGAGUUAGCACUCCAACCCAGACAUGUCUCAAAAUCCACAGGUGAAAUGAGGACCAGUAGGAACAAAACAACAUGUUGACAUACUUUAUGGCAAAAUAUAUUGCAUUUUUGUGAAUGUAUAACAUUUUACAGAAUUUUGCAGUACUGUACAUAAUGAAAUUAACUUUAGUUUCCUGUUCAUAAUGCUGUUCAAAGUAGACAAGGAACACAACUGUCUCUUAUAGUUAAUGAUAAAUGAAAGGGAACCUAUCCAAAAACAACACAAUAACAGAACAUUGUAAAAAUGGUCCCUCUUUACACUGGCUACUUGAGAUAAAACUGGAGUAGACUGAAGUCCAGUAAUACUUGACUAAACUAAAGUACAGAUGACAAAGGCAACAGUAAACACGUAGUCCCCCACGAAUGAUGUAGUGCCCCCCUUGGGCUAAUUGAGAUAUUGCGUGUGACUAACAAUUUUCAGUUAAUUACUAUAGCUCCUCGCCUUGGUCAGUCAGUGUAAUUGUGUAAAUGCCGGAUCUCUAUGGCAAGACGCAUCAUUCACCCAAGUUUCAUCAAAAUCGUCCCAGUGCUGUCUGAGAUAUCGCGUGUGACUAACGUACGAACAAAAGGAAGGAUGGAGACGAAUCCAUAGUCCCCUCCCCGAUUUGAUCAUGGGGGACAACUAUGGAGUCAGGGAAAAGUCUCAAGACACACUAGAGAAGAAAUGCUGCUCCUAAUCAUCGGCAUAACAUUUUCUAAUCCUGCGAACCAUUUCACUGUAAUUUUACUGUAAAUUAAAAAUUAAACUCUAAAUAAAAAGUACAUUUCUCUA